AUGGAUUUCUCAUCAUUGCUCUUCUUUCAGAGCUCCUCCAAUGGCGUGAGACUUGGGACGCCCAACAGAGCCACCAUCACCAUCCUGUCCAAUGACAAUGCCUUCGGAAUCAUCUCCUUCAACUCCGUAAGAAACAUCUAUCUGUCUAGUGUUGAUUCUUGCUUAUAGCCUACAUUCCAUUUCAACCAGUUCCGUUUUAACCUUCAAUGAAUGUAAAGGGAAUCCCAGGUACUGACCAUUGGGAAUAUAAGGUUUUAUUUUAGUUUAAAUCUGUCUCACUCUGCCGUCUUGUUUAUUAUUAUACAGGGAGAAUUUUACAAGAGAGCAAGUAGGGAGUAUAAUUUGGCUACCUACUACAGUACGUACCAUGCUAGAUUGAGAGGGAAGGCUUUAGUCACAGUCAGGAUAAGGAAAUUAGGCUUUGGCCAGGGGUGGGGUGGGGCCAGGGGUGGGGUGGGGCAAGGGGUGGGGUUCAAAUGCCACAGAGGGGAUCCAUGCAGAUGGUUGUGCAGGAGGAUUCUGGGGUUGCCAGGGGCAGCACAACCACAACAGCUGCAGUUUGCUCCUAGGAUUAACUUGUCAGUGGGAGUUUUGAGGGUUACUAUGGUAACCAUAGUAUUGGGUCCUGCCUGCACCCCCCUUAGGGUCUUAUUCGGGAUCAUUAUUUUGCUUCUUGGAAAUCAAAGAAGUCUCUCUGCCUCCGGAAUUAUGAUUCUGAAACAUGUUUUAUUUUUGUUUAGUUUUAGAGUCAAUAUGCUCAUAAUGUGGUCUAUGAAGGUUGUAGUCUUGUGGAGAGGAACUAAUUCAUUUCAUAAUCACUAAAGACAAUGUUAAUUCUCUCUCUCUCUAUAUAUAUAUAUGUAUAUUUAUAUAUAUAUAUAUAUAUAUUAAUAAAUAUAUGUAUAUAUAUUUAUAUAUAUAUAUAUAUAAUAUAUAUAUAUUAUAUAUAUAUAUGUAUAUAUAUGUAUAUCUAUAUAUAUAUAUAUAUAUAUAGAUAUAAUAGAUAUACGCUAUUGUAUCUCUAGCCUAAUGAUAGAUAUAUAACUGAUAUAUAGUAAUAUAUAUAUAGAGAUAGAGGAUAUAUAUAUAUGAUUUGAUAUAUGAUUAGAUAUAUAUAUAGAUCGUAUAUAUUAUAAUAUAUAUGAUAUAUAUCAAUAGAUAGAUAUUAUAUAUAUCGAGUAUCUAUAUAGAAAUAUAGUAUAGAUAUAUAUGUCAAUAUUACUAUAGAGAAUAGACUAUCAUUAUCUUUAUAGAGUAUCUCUAUAUCUCACUCUCUAUAUCUAUAUUAUAUCUAUAUCUCUAUCUCUCUCCUACUAUAUCUCUCUCUAUCUAUCUGUUCUCUCUCAUCUAUCUCUCUUCUCUCUCUCUCUUCUCUCUCGAUCUCUUGUCCUCUCUUCUUCUCUAUCUCUCUCUCUUCUGUCUCUCUCUGUCUCUCUCUCUCUCUCUCUCUCUCUCUCUCUCUCUUCUCCUAUCUGAUCUCUCUCUCUCUCUCUCUCUCUCUCUCUCUCUCUCUCUCUCUUGUCUCUCCUCCAGACUGAACAGAUCAUUGUGGAUGAGCCUAGAGGGAGGAACCAGUAUGUGCCUCUCAGCCUGGUCAGAGAGAAGGGGACAUAUGGGACAGUGACGGUCAACUUUGAGGUGAGGUCACUGUAACAGUAACUGACCCCUGUUUGACCUCCCUGUGGUUAGGUCACGUCAGAUCAUUAGGCCGGUUGCAUUUUAGUAUGGAUGUCCAUCUGUCACCCGGUCUACUUAUGCCAGCCACACACACACACACAUGCACUGAUGCAUAGCACACACACGCACACACGCACAUGCACACGCGCACACACACAUGCAGAUACUCACUUUUCAGAUAAACGUAUUCCUGUCAUUCUGAUGACUAUAUGUGAGCAAUAUGUUGUGGUUUUUACAUGGGCAGAUCUCUGGAGGCCCUAACCCUGCCCUGGAGGACCUCAGUCCAGACCGGGGGAACAUCACCAUUCCACCUGGACAGGCUUUGGUGGUCUUCAGCAUCCUCAUCCAGGAUGACCAGGUACCCAGUCCUCUCCACCCCUUCUACAUGCUAUCACUUACACCUUUUACCAGACAGCUUCACAUCAAACACAUGGAUCAUCUGAAGCAUUCUUUUGCAGGCUAAGUAAACCCAGAGUUACAUAUCAGUAAACCAUUGAGAUAACACUACAGUUGAAGUUGGAAGUUUACAUACACUUAGGUUGGAGUAAUUAAAACUCGUUUUUCAACCACUCCACACAUUUCUUGUUAACAAACUAUAGUUUUGGCAAGUCGGUUAGGACAUCUACUUUGUGCAUGAUACAAGUAAUUUUUCCAACAAUUGUUUAUAGACAGAUUAUUUCACAUAUAAUUCCCUGUAUCACAAUUCCAGUGGGUCAGAAGUUUACAUACACUAAGUUGACUGUGCCUUUAAAUUGCUUAGAAAAUUCCAGAAAAUGAUGUCAUGGCUUUAGAAGCUUCUGAUAGGCUAAUUGACAUAAUUUGAGUCAAUUGGAGGUGUACCUGUGGAUGUAUUUCAAGGCCUACCUUCAAACUCAGUGCCUCUUUGCUUGACAUCAUGGGAAAAUACCAAGACCCCAGCCAAGACCUCAGAAAAACAAUUGUAGACCUCCACAAGUCUGGUUCAUCCUUGGGAGCAAUUUCCAAACGCCUGAAGGUACCACGUUCAUCUGUACAAACAAUAGUACGCAAGUAUAAACACCAUGGGACCACGCAGCCGUCAUACCGCUCAGGAAGGAGACGCGUUCUGUCUCCUAGAGAUGAAUGUACUUUGGUGCGAAAAGUGCAAAUAAAUCCCAGAACAACAGCAAAGGACCUUGUGAAGAUGCUGGAGGAAACAGGUACAAAAUUAUCUAUAUCCACAGUAAAACGAGUCCUAUAUCGACAUAACCUGAAACGCUGCUCAGCAACGAAGAAGCCACUGCUCCAAAACCGCCAUAAAAAAAGCCAGACUAUGGUUUGCAACUGCACAUGGGGACAAAGAUCGUACUUUUUGGAGAAAUGUCCUCUGGUCUGAUGAAACAAAAAUAGAACUGUUUGGCCAUAAUGACCAUCGUUAUGUUUGGAGGAAAAAGGGGAUGACUUGCAAGCCGAAGAACACCAUCCCAACCGUGAAGCACGUGUGUGGCAGCAUCAUGCUGUGGGGGUGCUUUGCUGCAGGAGGGACUGGUGCACUUCACAAAAUAGAUGGCAUCAUGAGGAAGGAAAAUUAUGUGGAUAUAUUGAAACAACAUCUCAAGACAUCAGUCAGGGAGUUAAAGCUUGGUCGCAAAUGGGUCUUCCAAAUGGACAAUGACCCCAAGCAUACUUCCAAAGUUGUGGCAAAAUGGCUUAAGGACAACAAAGUCAAGGUAUUGGAGUGGCCAUCACAAAGCCCUGACCUCAAUCCUAAAGAAAAUGUGUGGGCAGAACUGAAAAAGCGUGUGCGAGCAAGGAGGCCUACAAACCUGACUCAGUUACAAUGCUACCAAAUACUAAUUGAGUGUAUGUAAACUUCCGACUUCAACUGUAUAUAUUCCCAUAUUAUAUACCUAAUGUAUCAAAUAAUCAUAUGCACUGCUGCUACUCUAUUUGUCAUAUAUCCUGAUGCUGAGUCACCUUACCCCUAUACAUAUUAAAAAACAAAACUAUGUUUUAAGUGAGAAUAGGCAUUGGUCUGAAGCUGAAAAAUAAAGGAAAUUCACAUGAGCACCACAAUACCUAUACCACCCAUGCUCUACCAAGGUUUUCCAGCACACAGCUUUGACCCACUACAGUAGCUAUGUUGGUAUUAUACUUCAAACUAUGUGUAGGCAGGUUUCUUAGGAUUCAAACCUUUUCAAACAGCCUCAUUCAUACUCUUAGAGGAGGUGCUUUCACAAUAAUGUGAUUUGUACCGCAUACAAAGUUAAGUAUUGGAUUCUUCAUACACCACAGUAAGACAUUAUCCCAUUCCACUACCUUUUCAUGCUUUUGCUUUUAUACUUACAGCUUUUAUUUUAUACUUACAAGACCAUUAGGCAUGAUUGAACUGUUUUGUCUUGUAAUAAUGUGGUGCAUACCUUUAUUUUAGCAAAACAUGUCAUGAACAAAAAAAAUUAUAACAUCCUUUUUUGGUCAGUAGGUGCCCAACAUAACAACAGGUUGUGGUGUGUUGGACAAAGAUAGAGCCUGUCUGCAUUCCUGAUUUCUGUAACUGUUAGCUUACCUGUGUAAUAUUGACAGAAGCUCAGAACUACUUGUGUUUCAAACAUGGUCCUGUUUUAUCAAUUGCUGUGCUGAUCAAUGGACAGUUCGUUACCUCUGUCAAAAUAAUGUGUAGCUUAAAGUAAUUUUAAUAGCAGGGUUCUGUAAAGUCCAUUAUCCCUCUGAAGAGUAUGAAUUAGGCUGUUUGAGAAGGUUUGAAUCCUAAGCAACCUGCCUACACAUAGUUUGAAGUACAAUACCAACAUAUCUACUGUAGUAGGUCAAAGCUGUGUGCUGCAAAAGCUUGGUAGAGCAUGGGUGGAAUAGGCAUCGUGGUGCUCAUGUGAAUGUCCUUUAUUUUUUCAAUGGUUUUUACACCGGAUGGUGAUUAUGGAACAUUAUUAUACAACUAUAAUACAGCAUGAAACAUGCUCUCCUGUUGUGCGUUUAAUAGAUUUAAUUUAUUGAUGAGAUCCCAGCUCAUAACCCUACUGAUCAAUGCUCAAAGCAAAUUGGCAAGAGCAAGGUAACAAAGAUUGAAGCAAAUAUUUACUAUGCGAUUACAAAAUGUAGCUGGCUAGAUGACUACAGGAGCGUGAAAUAUGGAUGAGCUGUUCUCAAUGGAAGGGUUCUGACUAAUUCUCUCUUGACAAGGCGUGACCGCGAAAAUAUCAUAUUCAUCCACCUUGGUGGAAACGACUUGGGACAAACAAAGGGGACAGCCCUGGUCCGUCAGAUGCGAGCUGAUUUUGGAGGUAGUCAUCGGAAUGUUCCCCAGGACAACAGUGGUCUACUCUGACAUCACGGAGUGGAGGAGUUGGAUGUUCCAGUGGGAGGAGGACUUAACAAGCGCUUAGAGAUGGUCCAUCGCUCUGUCAACCAGCUGGUCCACAAUCUGCCACUUUUCCAUAAAUCACUGUAUCACAGGGCAGUACCAUAGGCAAGGUUUCCCAAACUCAGUCCUGGGGCUCCCCAUGGGUGCACGUUUUGGUUUUUGCCCUAGCACUACACAGCUGAUUAAAAUAAUCAAAGUUUGAUGAUGAGUUGGUUAUUUGAAUCAGCUGUGUAGUGCCAGGGCAAAAAACAAAACAUACACCCAAUGGGGGCACCAGGACCGAGUUUGGGAAACCCUGCCGUAGGGAUGGCGUGUAUCUCAAGGAUUAGGGCAACGAUCUCUUCCUUGAGAGUCUGAGAGCUGGUCUCUCCUCCGUUCUAGAAAGUCGCACGCAGUAGUACACACCACCACACUCACCGCCAUUUGCCUGCCCACGAACCCAAAGCCACCUAAUAAAAUAAAAUAAGUGUUACGGGAGGGGGCUGUCAAAACUGUAAACUAAAGAAUGGUCAAAAUAUGUCCACCGGGACGCGAACGCACAAUGUUCUGAUCCACAAGCAUCAACUCUAACCAUUACACUAUGAAUCCUGUUCUAAACACAUUGACUUCGAUAGACCAUUUAAAUGUCUACAAUCGUUCGUUCCAAAAUAAUUUUGUUAAUUCACUGAGUAGUGACUACACGUUUAUUUAUCUUGCUUGGUUAAAAUACAAUAGUCUAAAACAGUUGAUUUGUUGAAAACAGACUCAUUUAUUCACGUAGUUAACAAGCAUUUCCUUUUCUUUUGACUGCAACCUGAUCUCAUAGCAUUUUGUAUUAUUCUGUACGUGAAUUCGAGACAAUCAAUUUAGUAUGAUAUGUAACGUUUCGUAUGGUAUGUAUUAAUUUAUGGUUGUCCAUCAUUCAUUUCGCAUGAUAUAUUAUGAAUUACAAUUCGUAUAAUAUGUUAUGAAUUGCAAUACGUAUAAUAUGUUAUGAAUAGCAAUUUGUACGAUAUGUUAUGAAUUUUCAAAAGUAUGAUAUGUUACGAAUUCCCAUUUGUAUAUAUUGGCUAACGUUAGCUAGGUGGCUAAUGUUAUCUAGGCUAGGGGUUAGGGUUAAGGUUAGGAGUGAGGUUAAAGGGUUAAGGUUAGGGUUAAGGUUAGGAGUUAUGUUAAAGAUUAAGGUUAGGGUUAGGGUUAGGGGAAGGGUUAGCUAUCCUUCCACCCCGAACAGCCACCCUCGUUUUUGCCAUAAAGUAGAAUUUUCCUAUUUCUGAAGUAAAUCCCUAUUUUGAAUGUAAAUGGCAUGUUAUAUAUUGAAUGGGCCACAGACUUUUUUUUGUGAUUUCUUUUUUUUAAAUAAACUUACCCCAGCCGUGAUUCACUUCCUCAUUGCUCGUUGUGCAGUAUCAGGGAACACAAAAUACAUGAACAAGCUCCAAAAACACCCAAAUAUGUCCUUUUAGAAAUGGACACGCUCUCAGUAUAGUGAUGUAGGUCUUUAAUCAAAUCAAAUCAAAUUUUAUUGGUCACAUACACAUAUUUAGCAGAUGUUAUUGCGGGUGUAGCGAAAUGCUUGUGUUCCUAGCUCCAACAGUGCAGUAGUAUCUAACAAUUCACAACAAUACACACAAAUUUAAAAGUGAAAGAAUGUAAUUAAGAAAUAUAUAAAUAUUUGGACGAGCAAUGUCGAAGUGUCAUUAACUAAAAUACAGUAGAACAGAAUACACUAUAUACAUGAGUACAUGAGUAAAGCAGUAUGUAAACAUUAUUAAAGUGACUAGUGUUCCAUUAUUAAAGUGACCAGUGAUUCCAUGUCUAUGUAUAUAGGGCAGCAUUCUCUAAGGUGCAGGGUUGAGUAACCGGGUGGUAGCCAGCUAGUGAUGAUUAUUUAACAGUCUGAUGGCCUUGAGAUAGAAGCUGUUUUUCAGUCUCUCGGUCCCAGCUUUGAUGCACCUGUACUGACCUUGCCUCCUGGAUGGUAGCGGGGCGAACAGGCCGUGGCUCGGGUGGUUGAUGUCCAGACCGCACCAACCUCUGGAGAGCCCUGCGGUUGCGGGCGGUGCAGUUGCCGUACCAGGCGGUGAUACAGCCCGACAGGAUGCUCUCAAUUGUGCAUCUAUAAAAAAAAAGUUUGUGAUGGUCUUAGGGGCCAAGCCAAAUUUCUGUCCCUCAACACCCUCUACAAAUGAUUUAUCUGUAUAUUCAACAGAAAUGGUUGCGAUAAUUGUUGAAUUGCAAUGGAUAGAGGAGGUGCAACCAAGACAAGUAGUAAUAUGUUCAAACUCUGCAUCGGUUUUGUGUAGUUUAAGAUCAGGAAAGUCAGAAUGUGAGGAUUUAUGGUUAGAAAUAAUUAUGCUGUUGUUGGCUUACAAAUAAAUUGUGUUGAAAUUCUGUUCUGUUGGAUUCCGGCUCAUACAGGAGUUUAUGGAAAUUAUAUAGUAGAUAUAUAAGCAAAAACACCUGUGAAAAAUUAUAUUGUGGAUAUACAGGUGCAGUUGGGUAGAUUAAAACAUUGAUUCGGAAAAAGGGGGUAGAUUGCAGGCAGAGACAAUGGGAUACAAGUAGUACCAAAUCAAAUCAAAUCAAAUUGUAUUUGUCACAUGCGCCUAAUACAACAGGUGUAGACCUUACAGUGAAAUGCUUACUUACAAGCCCUUACCCAACAAUGCAGUUUUAAGAAAGAAUACCCCAAAAAAUCACUCAAAAAUAAAAAAAAAUUAAUAAUACGAAAUAAAAGUAACAAAUAAUUAAAUAGCAGCAGUAAAAAUAACAAUAGCGAGGCUAUAUACAGGGGGUACUGGUACCGAGUCAAUGUGUGGGGGCACCGGUUAGUUGAGGUAAUUGGGGUAAUAUGUACAUGUAGGUAGAGUUAUUAAAGUACCAUGUUGUGCUGCUGCCAUGUUGUGUUGCUACCGUGUUGUUGUCAUGUUGUGUUGCUACCAUGCUGUGUUGUCAUGUGUUGCUGCCAUGCUGUGUUGUUGUCUUAGCUUUAUGUAGUGUUGUGGUGUCUCUCUUAUCGUGAUGUGUGUUUUUUCCUACAUUUUUAUUUUUAAUCCCAGUCCCCGUCCCCGCAGGAGGCCUUUUGCCUUCUGGUAGGCCGUCAUUGUAAAUAAUAAUUUGUUCUUAACUGACUUGCCUAGUUAAAUAAAGGUUAAAUAAAAUAAAAAAUAUUAAGGGCAGACAUUCUUAUAGGACAAGAAAAUCUUUAAGGGAGAUAGUGUCAUGUAAUGGAAACACAAGGGAAGUUAUGUUGUGUAGAAUGAGAUCAGGGCAUACGGGAUUGAAUUCCUCUUUGAAAUUGAUAGGGAAACAUGGUACUGGAAUGUGUAAUGGAUGUAUGGUAGAGGAAAUGGUUGAACAUGUAUUAUUAUUUUGUGAAAUGCAUGAUGGUAAAACAUCACUAAACCGUUGUUACUGUCAUUUCCCUCAGAUCCCUGAGGAUGACGAGGUGUUCACAGUCAGGCUGACGGGCGUGGCGGGCGGGGCGGUCCUCAACCCCAAUGGCAGCAGCGUGGAGCUGAAGAUCCGCCGGAACGACAGCCCUCUGCGCUUCUCCCAGUCCCAGGUGGCCGUUGCCGAGACCGCCGGGGUCAUCUCCCUGAUCGUGACCCGCGGCCUCCUGGCUGACCACGGCCGCCUGGUGGGCUCAGACGACACGGAGAUCUCCGUGGACUACGUGGUCGUCAGCGGCGACGGGGCAGGCAGCGCCACUCCAGCGGUGGAUUUCGUGGACCUGCAGGCGGUACGAACGGUGACAUUUCCCCCAUGGGUCUAUGAGGCACGUCUGCUCUUCAACAUCAGCGAUGACGAGGUGCCGGAGAUUGCCGAGUCGUUCCACGUGGUUCUGCUGGAGGAGACGGUGAGAGGAGACGCAGUGCUGAUCCAGCCCAAUACCGUGCUGGUCACCAUCGAGCCCAAUGAUAAGCCCCACGGGGUCCUGUCUAUCAGUGGCAGCCAACUCACUCAGCUAAUCAGUAUCAACGAGGAUAAGACUGACAGGUUGGUCAAACUACAGUUAGGAGGAGAAUGUUAUUGGAUCAGUGUGUCAUCUUAUAACAUUAUAGUUUCCAAACACAUUGAACCUCAACUGUUUCUGUGUCUCUGCUAUUCUCACAUCCCCACCCUCUCUUGUCCAAAAGAUUUGACGGUAUCUCCAUCGUGAGGAACGGCGGUAACUAUGGUGACAUCUCUGUCAACUGGACCAUCAGUCGGAACUCCAGCGACCGCUCGCCCGUGUCAGAUGACCUGAGCCCCGAGGCGGGCACACUGUGGUUGACGGCGGGUCAGAUGAGCGCGGUCUUGCCCUUGAACAUCACAGCUGAUGAGCUUCCAGAGGAAGCAGAGGCCUUCAUCCUCCGACUGCUGCCGGAUACUGUGCAGGGAGGGGCCGAAGUGGACGAGCCUAUGGAGGUCAGUCUGGCCUGGCUACUCACACUUCAACUAGGAUAUGAUUGGUUAGGAUUCCACUGCUGUUAAUUGAUUGAUUGAUUGAUUGAUUGGUUGAUUGGUCCAACAGUACCAAUCUAUAUUUUAAGUUUCAGUUCUAAUAAUAGAGUCUGACGAUUUGUUUUGUAUUCAGACGUAGGGUUUUCUGGUAUUUAAACCAGAUUUUAUGUUCAGUUCUGUCAUUUUGUUGAUGCUGUUGGUUUUGAGGAGCUCUGUGUUGGCUGUUGUUUAUUUGCAAUACCAAAUUCAAGCUGGGGAAGACAGAAAGUUGAAUCAGGACAGUCAGAAAGUUGCUUGUCAACCCUGGUAGCUUAGUGCCAUGUCUAGCAUUGGGCAGCGCCUGACAGAGAGGGAGGGAGGGAGGGAGGGAGGGAGAGAGGGAGGGAGAGAGCAGGUCUACUACCCACGCCCUCCUGAGGAGGUUUGCGGGGGAGGGCUACACUUGUGGGGGACACAUCUGGAGAGCAGUCCCCUCCUCUCUAGAGGAUGUGGUCGUGUGUGUGUGUGUGUGUGUGUGUGUGUGUGUGUGUGUGUGUGUGUGUGUGUUUGUGUGUGUGUGUGUGUGGGGGGGUGGCUGGAGGUGGGUGGGUGGGUGGCUGGAGACUUGGCACACACCCUGGUCCUGUACAGUAGACCCUGCUAAUACUGUCACUUCACACUGGGUGUUCCCUUAAUGUGGUUGAAAUAAUCUAAACAAAGACAAAACAACUGUGGGGGGUAUGCCUGUGUGUGUGUGUGUGUUUUUGGUUUUACUAUACUUGUGGGGACCAGAAGUCCUCACAAGGAUAGUAAAUCAAGGAAAAUUCGAACAAAUGGGGACAUUUCACCAGUCCCCACAAGGAAAAAGGCUAUUUUGGGUUUAGGGGUUAGGUUUAGGGUUAGGGUUACUAUAAGGGUUAGGUUUAGGAUUAGGAUUUAGGGUUAGGGUUACUGUAAGGGUUAGGUUUAGGAUUAGGAUUUAGGGUUAGGGUUACUGUAAGGGUUAGGUUUAGGAUUAGGGUUUGGGGUUAGGGUUAAGGGUUAGGGUUAGGUGUUAGGGAAAAUAGGAUUUUGUUUGGUCCCCACAAUGAUAGUAAAACAAAUGUGUGUGUGUGUGUAUGAGUGGGUGUGGCAGUGUGAUGUCUUUAUUACUGCCAUCUUUGUCACAGCUUCCCAUGUUGGCUAUGUGUGAAAGGAGUGGGUAGAUCUAACCCUUGUUUAUGUUAAUGCAUUAGAACACACACACACGCACACACACAGUGGUUGGACUCUCAACAUGUGGUAUCUGCUGUCCAUGUGUGUAUAAGCAGUUGACUAAGCACUGAUUGUAAGCAUUAGAAGACAACUCUUGUAGUUGAAUAAGUUCAUCAAUGUAUGUGUCAAGAGAAUACAAAUGAUUUAACACACACUCCAAAUGCUGCAAGCCUGCAACACUUGGAACCUGUCAGACAGCCAUGAGUCCUUGUCAAACAUCUACAGUAAGCCCUAGUAAAAAAGCUCAUGAAAGCUAUUCUAGCCCAUUUAAUUAAAGAGGAUGCAUCUCUAAAAUUAGCCCAGGGCUCUUUCUUUAUGACACAGAGUCUGGUGCUUUCUCCUCCUUCCCCCCCCCCCCCUUUUCCUUCCUCUCCCUCCCUCCUUCCACAGAUGAUGUUCUACAUCCAGGACAGUGAUGACGUGUACGGCCUGUUCCGCUUCCACCCGGAGGAGAACCAGACCAUCCAAAGUCAGCCCGAUGGACGCUUCCUGUCCCUUAGCUUUCUGCGGGAGGGGGGCACCCUGGGGGAGGUAGCCCUGGCCGUCCACACCCUCUACAUCCCCGCGGGGCCCGUGAACCCCGGGCUGGCCCGGGACGGGGUGCUGAACGGCAGCCGCUCUACUACUGUGCUGUUCUCUCAGGGCCAGGACCUGGCCAGACUCACCCUGCCCAUCCGCAACGAUGCCUUCCUGCAGAACGGAGCCCACUUCCUCAUCCAGGUGGGGCCAGAGGUCUCGGACGGCAACACCUUUGGGUCAAAUACUGACCCAGUCAUAGAAGUACUGUCACAGGGAGUGGGACACAGAAUUCAUACAGGGGAGGUUUUAUGUCCAUUUUGUUUGAAUUAGUGCGAAGACUUUAACAUAGCUCACCUGUGCUACUGUAUGCAAAUGUUUUUAGAAAGUGGUGAGCCACUCCAGCUUUGGAAAAUGUUGGUUGGUUCUUAGUUUUUUCAAGCUUGUCCAGAGACAUGGUUCCUCAUUUGCAUGUGUGAGAGACUUGGACCUGAGAACUGUGCUCUGGCCUGUUGCCAUGGGAUCUGUCCAAGCAUCCAAACAAACAGCCCUCAUCAGGCAGCGCUUAAAAACAAAGUACCUCCUUCACAUUCAAUAGGUCCCAAACUGCUCCCUCACACACAUGCGAAAACACACACCCCAAAGAAGAGGUAGAUUAACAGUGCUGAGAGGUCUUUGGAGAUAGGUCAUUCAUAGUGUAGUGAGAGAGUAAAGUUAAGAGAGUGGUUUAAUUGGAAUCAUGGAGGGGUAAAGAGGUACAGUACUGCACAAUAGAACACUAAUGCCUGAGAGAAAACUGCCACAUUGCAUGAACGCUUAACAUUCUGUUCCUUCCCUGAUUAACUAACUCCACAAUACCUGAAUGAAGCCCACACCUCUACUUAUACAGUAUACCACUCAUAUGAGAGUAAUGUAUUUCUUUUCUUUUUUUAAGACAUUUUUAAAGGGUUUCAUUUUCCAUUUGGCUAACACAACAAAUAAUGCGGCCUACUGGUAUUCAGGUCAUGUAUUUGAAGAUGGCUAUAGGGGAUUUGUGCUUAAUAAUCAUUGCUGUCUCUCUUUCAGCUGGAUAGUGUGGACCUGAUCAGUAUCAGCCCUCCCAUCCCAUCUGUGAGUCCUCACUUCGGAGGGGCGCUCAACCUCACCCUCACAGUCACCCCCGAAAUCGCCAAUGGGGAGAUCGGCUUCACCAGUAACACCACGGUGGUGGUGUAUGAGCCAGAGGACACCAACACUAGCACGGUACAAUGCUAACCCUCUGUCUGCAUCAAUGGCACACAUGUUUGCAUGGUACGGUACUAUGCUAACCCUCUGUCUGCAUCAAUUGCAUACAUGUUAGCAUGGUACGCUAUUACGCUAACCCUCUGUCUCUAUCAAUGGCACACAUGUUAGCACAGUACACUAACCCUCUGUCUGCUCAAUGGCACACCUGUGUAGUGUACCGUGACUCUGUUUUGAUCUGGCUGUAGAUACUGUAUGUGUGGUGAUGUUACUCUGAUGUUACAAUGAUGACUUUACCGCAAUGAAAUGUAUUUUUUAAUCGUAAUUACUGCAGUUGAAUGAUCACUACAGUACAGUGGCUUGCGAAAGGAUUCACCCCCCUUGGCAUUUUUCCUAUUUUGUUGCCUUACAACCUGAAUUAAUGAUUUUUGGGGGGUUUGUAUCAUUUGAUUUACACAACAUGCCUACCACUUUGAAGAUGCAACAUCUUUUUUAUUGUGAAACAAACAAGAAAUAAGACAAAAAAACAGAACUUGAGCGUGCAUAACUAUUCACCCUCAUACUUUGUAGAGCCACCUUUUGCAGCAAUUACAGCUGCAAGUCUCUUGGGGUAUGUCUCUAUAAGCUUGGCACAUCUAGCCACUUGGAUUUUUGCCCAUUCUUCAAGGCAAAACUGCUCCAGCUCCUUCAAGUUGGAUGGGUUCCGCUGGUGUACAGCAAUCUUUAAGUCAUACCACAGAUUCUCAAUUGGAUUGAGGUCUGGGCUUUGACUAGGCCAUUCCAAGACAUUUAAAUGUUUCCCCUUAAACCACUGGAGUGUUGCUUUAGCAGUAUGCUUAGGGUCAUUGUCCUGCUGGAAGGUGAACCUCCGUCCCAGUCUCAAAUCUCUGGAAGACUGAAACAGGUUUCCCUCAAGAAUUUACCUGUAUUUAGCGCCAUCCAUCAUUCCUUCAAUUCUGACCAGUUUCCCAGUCCCCACAGCAUGAUGCUGCCACCACCAUACUUCACUGUGGGGAUGGUGUUCUCUGGGUGAUGAGAGGUGUUGGGUUAGCGACAGACAUAGCGUUUUCCUUGAUGGCCAAAAAGCUCAAUUUCAGUCUCAUCUGACCAGAGUACCUUCUUCCAUAUGUUUGGGGAGUCUCCCACAUGCCUUUUGGCGAACACCAAACGUGUUUGCUUAUUUUAUUAUUUUCUGGCCACUCUUCCAUAAAGCCCAGCUCUGUGGAGUGUACAACUUAAAGUGGUCCUAUGGACAGAUACUCCAAUCUCCGCUGUGGAGCUUUGCAGCUCCUUCAGGGUUAUCUUUGGUCUCUUUUUGCCUCUUUGAUUAAUGCCCUCCUUGCCUGGUCCGUGAGUUUUGGUGGGCGGCCCUCUCUUGGCAGGUUUGUUGUGGUGCCAUAUUCUUUCCAUUUUUAAAUAAUGGAUUUAAUGGUGCUCUGUGGGAUGUUCAAAGUUUCGGAGAUUUUUUUAUAACCCAACCCUGAUCUGUACUUCUCCACAACUUUGUCCCUGACCUGUUUGGAGAGCUCCUUGGUCUUGAUGGUGCCACUUGCUUGGUGGUGCCCCUUGCUUAGUGGUGUUGCAGACUCUGGGGCCUUUCAGAACAGGUGUAUAUAUACUGAGAUAAUGUGACAGAUCAUGUGACACUUAGAUUACACACAGGUUAACUUUAUUUAACUAAUUAUGUGACUUCUGAAGGUAAUUGGUUGCACCAGAUCUUAUUUAUUUAUUUUGUAGCAUUCACUUCACCAAUUUGGACUAUUUUGUGUAUGUCCAUUACAUGAAAUCCAAAUAAAAAUCUAUUUAAAUUACAGGUUGUAAAUUACAGGUUGUGUGUAAUGCAACAAAAUAGGAAAAAAACGCCAAGGGGGAUGAAUACUUUUGCAAGGCAUUGUAUGUUUGAACAGCAAUUUGCAGGUCUUGUUUCAUGUAAGGUAGCUACAGUGCUUAUAAUGGAAAGGCAUCUUAUCCUACGAGUCAGUUUGUUCAAAUGUCUAAUAUGACUGCAGAUGGUUGAGGGUUAAGGAAUUCUUCCUCCUCCCACAGGUGACCCUCAGCCUGCGGCGGGACGGGACAGACGGACAGGCCGUGGUGUUCUGGAGCCUUCGACCAAUCGGAGACAACCAGGCUGACGUCACCACUGACGACCUGAAAACUCUGAGUGGCUCAGUGGUGUUCCUGACGGGACAGAGCGACGCCGUCAUCAACGUCACCGUCAUGGCCGAUGACAUACCCGAGGUCAACGAGACCCUUUUCCUCACUCUGGACAGGUACUGGACAGCAACUCUGGGGAGCUUUUGGUUGGCCAACAGAUUCUUAUUCUGUUAAUCAGUAGCAAUGUAACUUUAUAAAUAAGUGUCUGAUUAUGCUCUGUUGCGGUACCACACGCCAUUGCCAUAUGUCCUGGGAUUUGAAUCGGUAGCGUACUGGCCACUUGUUCAUUUACUUAACAACAAUGCCUGGCUGUGCUUAAAAUGAUUAAAACAAUUAAAUAGUGUAUUUUUUAAGAAUUGCUAAAAUGAGCAGUGAGACCAGGGUGUCAUAAGGACAGCCCCUCCCUUACCCCUACUCCUACCCCUACCCCUACUCCAAUUCCUGCCUGUCAUCUGUUACCCAUGACCUGUGACGGGAACCUUGGCUCUCCCUCCCUCCCACCCCUCUCCUGCAGGGUGGAGACUCCGCGCUUUGUAGUGUACUUCGGGUAAGUGGAGAGUGGAGUGAGCCUGGACUCUUUGUGUGCUUUAAAUCAGGACUUUGUCUGGGGAAAAAGGGACCACUUUAGGAUUUCUGGGGCCUUUGGUUUGAUGGGAAAGGGGGGUUGUUGUGGUGGUUUUGUGGGGUUGUGCAUUGGGAAGAGAGGAGCGUGGGUGUGGGAAGUAAGAAGGGAUCUUCUUUGUGUUGCACCUAAUUUUAACCAUUCUUUAUGCCCUCCUGUAAAGACAUCAGUGUUUGUAUGCAUGCUGCGAGUUGGAUUCAAGUGUUUGUUUGGUAUGCUUUGCUCUGUCCUCCCUCUGCUUUUCAUUUACCCCUUAUGUGGCCACACUCGCACACAUGUACACACACACAGACACACACACACACACACACACACACACACACACACACACAGACACACACACACACAUACACCCUGCUCAUCAGGGGCCAGGCUGACAGAACACACAGGCCCCCUCUGCUGUGAGAGAGAGAGGCUCAGGGGGCCACUGAGUGACACGGUUAAUCAGAGCAGCUCAAACAACAGGCCUCUGGUCAAUACUGAACAUGAGACAAUACAAGGAAUUUACUCAUUCACUGUUUUUAAAUGAAGGGUAAGUUGAUGAAAAUACUUGAAUGUUGCUGAAAGCUUUGAAGUGCAUCUCCUUGUUGUUUUACAUGCUGGCUGUUUUAACAUUCCCCCACAACACACGACCCACAUUCCCACCGAGAUAAAGGCCUGUGAGUUCCUUUUUGGUGUAGCCGCUGAGUUCCCCUCUGUGUUGCAGGGUUAACGUUGAGAACCAGAUCCUGAAGCCUGGCUUCACCAGUCGAGAGAUAGUCAUUGUGGAGAAUGACGACCCAGGUGGAGUCUUUGAGUUCUCCCCCUUCUCCAGAGGACCCUGGUACAUCAACGUACGUCUGGCAAACAGACAGGCAUCAUGAAUGUUGAUGCGCAUCUGUUUCAUCUACUGUGAUGCAUGUUGAAUAUUGACCAACCAGGUCAUUUUUGCAAACUACCAUGUGUUCUAACCUACAUCAAUAACAGCAACACUUCUGACCCCUAGUUUGUCCCCUUUGGUUUGCCCUGUGACCUUUCCUUUAUAGGAAGGUGAGGCAGUGGAGCUGCGUGUCAUCAGGGCCCAGGGGCAGCUGCUCAAACAGCUGGUGCGGUAUGUCCUCAUGCCCUCGGGCAACGCCGAGUUCUACGGCGCCACGGGCAUCCUGGAGUUUAAGCCCGGGGAGAGGGAGGUGCUGGUGGCACUGGUGGCACGGCCUGACGGGGUCCCUGAGGUACAGCAACACUACUGUCCCUUUAUAACAUCAUGUAUGUAUGGCAUGGACACUCCUUCCUGACUGUGAGGGUGUCACUGGUCCUACAGUUUCCAGUUUUAAAUGCCUUUGAAAUUCAAAAUCUGUUUGCUGGUUGCACAGAUUACAGUGUGACAGUCCUGUUAAAGUGCCCUUGUGUGUGUGUCUGUGUGUAGCUGGAUGAGACGUUCUCGAUGGUACUCAGCAGCUACAGCAAUCCACCCAGUCGCCUUGGCAACCACCGAGAGGUCAACAUCACGGUGCGGAAGAAUGACGAUCCCUUUGGGGUCAUAGAGUUUGCCCGGUCUGGAGUGGUAGAGGCCAUCAACGAGAGCAAAGGCUCCGAGUCUCACUCAGGUACAAUGGAGCAGUGGAGGAACAGUGUCUAAAAACUAGACAAUACUUUAAGACAAUAUAGUAUAAAGAAAAAAUAUAACAGGAAAACAUUUGUGAUCAUAUUUUAAGUCAUUUUAAUUCUUUAGAAGAUGAGAUUCAGUAGAGAGAUGAUAGAGAAACGAAUAGGAUUGAGUGUAUUAUAUUGUAAAUAGUGUGUUCUGUUGUGGGUUUCCUUGGCAGUGGCCUAUCCCGUGGUGAGGAACAGGGGUCGCUUUGGGGAGGUGUCUGUGUCCUGGGUCCUAGAGCCCCACCUGUCUGCUGACGUCAGCCCCGUACAGGGAUCCGUUGUGUUUGCUGAGGGGGAGUAUGUGAAAAACCUCACCCUCUUCUCUGUACCUGAUGAGGUAAAGCCAUCUCUCAAACGCUACAAUAUUUGACCAACAACCACAAUCAGGGCUCCUUGACAUAAUGUGUAUAAUAUCUAUGUCAAUAAAAUGGAAUGGUUUAGAUGGUAUCUGCCAUCUUUUCUACACAAUACUGCAUCUUUACCUGACAAUGUCUUGUUUGCUACAUUAGCUCCCAGAGGACAUGGAGAAUUUCACCAUCACACUCCUGAACGCGACGGGGGGAGCAAGGCUUGGGAACAUACUCAACGCAAGCUUGCAGAUAAACAAAAACGAUGACCCGAUUUACUUUGCAGGUAAGGAUGUCUUUGAUUUGCUCCCUAGUACUGUAUGGAAAGCAUUGGGAGUCUUUUCAAGCGCUGCUGUGUGUUAGCAGACAUAGAGUGGAUAUAUCAAGUGACAUAGUGUUUAUGUCAAGUGGCAUGGUGGUUAUGUCAGUUGAAAUAGGAUGACGUAAUACUCUGCCUCUCUGUCCUCCAGAGCCUGUGGUUGUCAGGCUUCAGGAGGGCGAUGUGGCCAACUUCACCGUUUUGAGGGCUGGUCCGGCUGACUUUGUCGCCACGGUGAUGUAUCGCGUCGACUACGGAGAGGCGUCACUGGGUGACUUGGCCCCGCUGAGUAACGACACUGUGCUCGUGUUUGAUGUGGGAGAAUGGUCAAAGAACAUCUCUAUAGCUGUGGAGGAGGACGACACACCUGAGACUGACGAACCCUUCUACAUUAUCCUCUACAACACUACAGGUGUGUAAGGCUGCCACGUUUUCUAUGCAUUCAAACAAACAAGAUACUUCUCCUGACCUCGUGACCUGAACAGGAAAAACUCUGAGCUCUAGUUUUAACCAAUGGCUAGGGUCCAGAAUGGUUCCUGGUCAGGUGGUCAGGAAAAACUCCUGGCCUUACUCACAUUGGACAACCUUCCAUACUACACAAUCUAAUUCAUACUCUCAAUACAAUAGCACAAAGUUAUAUUGGUCAAGUCAUUUUAGAGACAACUGUAGUACGAAACAAUCAGCCUCAUUACGUUGACUGUUUUUCCUCGUUUAGUAGCUGUAGCUCCAGUGUCUUUGACAGUUGUUUCUGUACAUUGGUGAGUAACUGGGUUGAUUAGCAUUGACAUUGGUGACCCUGAAAAGCCCUCCUAAUCCCUGUAUUGUGUGACACAGACAGGGAUGAAAGCGGGUGGGCCUGUGGGGGAACUUAAUUACCGAACUCAGACUCACUCUGCAUGCUGCAGCACAAAGCCAGCCAGCCAAGUCCACUACUCCACUCCACUGCCUGGCCUGGCUGUAUGUGCAUGGACUACUUUGAGUGAAAAUAAGGGUUAGCCCACUCUGCUCCUCUCCAAGCCUUAGUUUAUGAGAGAUGGCUCUUAUAUUACUUUUGUGGCGGACAUCUGCAAAUGGAACCCUGACCCUCUCCGCUGGGUUGCCGUGGUUACUGUGUGCUAUGUUAAUGAGAACAGUCUCUCCUUUUUGUUAUGAUAUUUAGCAUGACAAUACUAUGUGGGAAUUAUAAAGCAACCUCGUCUGUCUCUCUCUCUGUUUCUCCUGUAAAAGCACAAGCACAUGCUGAGGACAUACUUAAAAUAGCUUUUUCUUAAAGAAGUCAUUCUCGUGUCGUUUUUUCAAACAAGUUUAUUUUUAACUAAGCAAGAUGUUAAGUUCAAACAAGAACAUUUUACUGACUUGAAGGACAUUACAUGUUUUUUUUUGUCUUCACAUUUCAUGUUUCUCAGUAAUUAGUUAUUUAAUAACAACAGAGGGACAUAGAGUUUGAACAGGCAUCGUAAAUUUGUUCAGUGACUUCAUGCUUUGAAAGCAUGUAAAACUGCUGGAUUUGAAACCCAGCGUGUGUGUGUUUGUGUGUUUGUGGGGACAGGUGACGCUGUUGUGUAUGGGGCGGACACAGGGACAGUGGUGAUUGAGGCCAAUGAUGAGGCCAACGGAAUAUUCUCCCUGGAAUCCACAGAGAGGUCUGUAGAAGAGGGCAAGACCAACAACUUCAAGUAAGGACCAACUCUAGCCGUAAUACACCAUACACAUUUCCUGCAUGCUUGCCCAGCCUCUGGAAUAGUUUAGCAGCUCUUAACAAACGUAUUGAGUUGAUUAUUCUAACAUCUGUUGUUAUAGUUUUAUCCAGGGGUGGGACAGUUCGGGUCCUCGGGGGCCGUAAUGUCUGCUGGCACUCUUCUCCCUGGCACUUCGUUGGUCCAUUAAUGUCAUUGGUUGCUAAGAAAGUGCUCACAUUUAGUUUUCAGGUCUUAAUCACUUCCUGUUUUGAAGGAAAACACAGGAAACAGCAGGCAUUCAAGCCUCUAAGGUCCUGAGUUGUAUCCUUGUGAGUUCUUUCUCAGUCCCACAUACAGUCCCUUUGUCUCCUAGUGUUAUCAGGGCCAGGGGCCACUUUGGCAACGUGACAGUGUUCUGGCGCCUUUAUGCCAAUGACACAGCCCUGGAGCCUGGUCAGGAGUUCAUCAACAACUUUGGCUCCAUUACUUUCACCACGGGAGAGGAGACCAAGCCCAUCGUCCUCGAGGCCAUCUCAGACAAACUCCCUGAGUUCAACGAGUUCUACAUCCUCAGGCUCACCAACAUCUCAGGUAAGGGGAAGUGUGAGUGUGAGGCAGAUAUGCUCCAGGUGAGGGGUGUGGAACUGAUCUACUGAUCUACUGAACUAGUAGUACUCCUGUAGUAAGUAGGAGACUCACUCACACAUAACACACACACAAGCUCACACACACAUACACACACCUCAUACACACGCUGACACCGUACUCCCAUAUACACUCACACACACGCAUACGCCCACACUCACAAACACACACACAUAUACACACACACACACACAAACGCACACAGCCAACGCUGCUGUCCCAUGUAUAUAGAGACAGUAGACACUGGACCGUUUCUUUUAUACUAUCUUUCACACUGUGUAUUCAUAUACUGUAUUCUUCAUAUAGCUCAUUCUAAAAUAUCUACUACUGUACAUUAUAUUUUUGUUACACUAUUUAUACACCCUACAUAUUUAUAUACUGGAUUAUAUACCGGAUUCUUAUUAAUAUACUGUAUUCUUCCCAUAUCUCAUUUUAAUAUACUAUAUCUGCUACUGUACAUUGCAUUUUUGUUAUAUUGUUUAAACACUGAGUAUUCAAAACAUUAAGGACACCUGCUCUUUCCAUGACAUAGACUGACCAGGUGAAUCCAGGUGAAAGCUAUGAUCCAUUAUUGAUGUCACUUGUUAAAUCCACUUCAAUCAGUGUAGAUGAAGGGGAGGAGACAGAUAAAGAAGGAUUUUUAUGUCUUGAGACAGUCGAGACAUGGAUUGUGUAUGUGUGCCAUUCAGAGGUUGAAUGGGUAAGACAAAAGAUUUAAGUGGCUUUGAAAGGUUAUGGUACAGCCUAAUUUUAAAAUGGAUUAAAUAAAUACAAAUCCUCAGCAAUCUACACACAAUACCCCUUAAUGACAAAGUGAAAACAGGUUUUUAGAGAUUUUUGCAAAUGUAUUAAAAAUGAAAAAAUGAAAAACCUUAUGUAAAUAAGUAUUCAGACCCUUUGCUAUGCGACUCGAAAUUGAGCUCACGUGCAUCCUGUUUCCAUUGAUCAUCCUUGAGAUGUUUCUACAACUUGAUUGGAGUCCACCUGUGGUAAAUUCAAUUGAUUGGAAAUGAUUUGGAAAGGCACACACCUGUCCAUAUAAGGUCCAACAGUUGACAGUGCAUGUCAGAGCAAAAACCAAGCCAUGAGGUCGAAGGAGUUGUCCGUAGAGCUCCGAGACAGGAUUGUGUCGAGGCACAGAUCUGGGGAAGGGUACCAAAAAAUGUCUGCAGCAUUGAAGGUCCCCAAGAACACUGUGGCCUCCAUGAUUCUUAAAUGGAAGAAGUUUGGAACCACCAAGACUCUUUCUAGAGCUGGCCACCCUGCUAAACUGAACAAUCAGGGGAGAAUGACCUUUGUCAGGGAAGUGACCAAGAACCCGAUGGUAGAGAUGGGAAAACUUUCCAGAAGGACAACCAUCUCUGCAGCACUCCACCAAUAAUGCCUUUAUGGUAGAGUGGCCAGACGGAAGCCACUCCUCAGUAAACGGCACAUGACAGCCCACUUGGAGUUUACCAAAAUGCACCUAAAGACUCUCACACCCUGAGAAACAAGAUUAUCUGGUCUGACGAAACCAAUAUUGAACUCUUUGGCCUGAAUGCCAAGUGUCACGUCCGGAGGAAACCUGGCACCAUCCUUACGGUGAAGCAUGGUGGUGGCAGCAUCAUGCUGUGGGGAUGUUUUUCAGUGGCAGGUACUGGGAGACUAGCAGGAUCAAGGGAAAGAUGAACGGAGCAAAGUACAGAGAGAUCCUUGAUGAAAACCUGCUCCAGAGCGCUCAGGACCUCAGACUGGGAUGAAGGUUCACCUUCCAACAUGACGAUGACCCUAAGCACACAGCCAAGACAACGCAGGAGUGGCUUCAGGACAAGUCUCUGAAUGUCCUUGAGUGGCCCAGCCCGGAUUUGAACCCGAUGGAACAUCUGUAGAGAGACCUGAAAAUAGCUGUGCAGCAACGUUCCCCAUCCAACCUGACAGAGCUUGAGAGGAUCUGCAGAGAAGAAUGGAAGAAACUCCCCAAAUACAGGGGUGCCAAGCUUGUAGUGUCAUACCCAAGAAGACUCAAUGCUGUAAUCGCUUCCAAAGGUGCUUCAACAAAGUACUGAUUAAAGGGUCUGAAUACUAAUGUAAAUGUGAUAUUUUAUUUUUUUAUUUUUAAUAAAUUAGCUAGAUGUAUAGAAACCUGUUUUUGCUUUGUCAUUAUGGGGUAUUGUGUGUAGAUUGAUGAGGGAAAAAAACAAUUUAAUCAAUUUUAAAAUAAGGCUGUAACGUAACAAAAUGUGGAAAAAGUCAAGGGGUCUGAAUACUUUCCGAAGGCACUGUAUCUUUCUAGUGAAUAUACGCAUAGAUUGCAUUUGGAUUACUGAUACAGAAUUAUUUGGGUUGUUAACUGGAUUUGUCCAGACAUGAAUGAUUUCUUGUUAUUUAGUUUUUUAUUAUUAUUUGUUUACUUGUUUGAUAUUUUUAGCUAGUAACACAAGCAUUUCACUGCACCCGCUAUAACGUCUACUAAACUUUGUACGCGACCAAUAAACUUUGAUCUAAUUUGAUUUAGUAUGUUCUUGACUAGAACAUCAACAUCUGCCUUAAAGCUGCCUAUGUUCUCUCAGUUGAAGUGGGGUGUUAUGGGUUAUUCCUAAAUUAUUCUGUGUCACGUUACAAAUGUUGGCAUCAAGCAUUAACCAUUUUCUGUCUGGUGAUAUUCCAUAGGUGGUUGCCCCGGAGAGGGCGGCCGAUUGACUAAUACAUCCCUCAACGCCUCUGUCCUGAUUCCCUUUAACGAUGACCCUUUUGGAGUGUUCACCAUCGCCGUCGACAACCUGGACCAGGAAGUGGCCGAGGAUAUCCUGUCAGAAGAGGACAUGUCUGAUGUAACUUCCUUCACCAUCCUGCGGCAGCAGGGCACCUUCGGGGAGGUGCGGGUUGCCUGGGAGAUUGUAUCUGUCCAUUUCCCUCUCGGCCUCCCUCCCAUGCAGGACCUCCUCCUCAGCGCCUCCUUCCCCAAGGAGGUGGAGCUCAGGCCCCACUCCAGGAGGCACCACUCAGGCACCGACGCCUGGUUCUUCUCGGGCCUACAGGGGGCCUACGGCACCAUCAGCCCAGAGGAAGGGCCUGGCAGCCUGGCUAACUUCACCUUCUCAGCCUGGCUGGUUUCCAGGCCGGACACCAACGGCUUCAUCGUGUCCAAGGGCAACAGGAACGGGACGCUGUACUAUGGGGUGAAGAUUCAGACCAACGAGUCCCAUGUGAGUGUGAUGCUGUACUACACAGCCUUGGGGGCCAACAACACCCAGGUGGCCCGGGCCACGGCAGAGAGGUUUGUGGAGGACAACGUGUGGCUCCAUGUGCUGAUCACGGUGGAUGAUGGGAUUAUUGAGUUCUUCCUGAAUGGCAACCUUAUGCCCAGAGGGAUUAAGAGUCUCAAAGGAGAGGCCAUCACUGAUGGUGAGUCCCAAUCAUUUCAUUAUAUCUUAAAGCUGGAAUCCUUAGUCGCUACAUCCAUUUUUGGACUUAUAAAUUAAUUAUAUAUACCCAUUAAUUCUGGAAGAAUAUAACUUAAAAUGCCUCAUGAGUUUAGUUCAACUGUCAUACCCCAUCAGAAGCCACAAUACAAGCUUGUUUUACUGCAAUGUUUAUAAACAAUGUAAAUGUAAACAAACACUGUAUAGCCUCAAAACAUGGUUAAAACUAUAUUUUUGAUAUCAUGGAUGAUCAGUCCUUGCAUCUAUAGCUCUGUCUAUGAAUUUAAGAGUGGUUACAUUUCUCCAGGUCCAUCCCUCAGCUUUUUACCAAAACACAGGCAGGCUGCUUGCGUUGUUAUUGUUUCAAUUAAAGUCGUCCUCCAGUCUCCUUAUAAUCUCAUUUAACACCGGAUUUACUUAACAAAAUGCACAUCUCAAUAGGUGGUCCAGGUACAGUAUGUCAUUAUAUGAUAUGGGACAAGUGGAUAGGGGGGGAGGGGGCAUUCCUCUUUUGUUCUCCUCUAUUGUUCCUCAAGCAAGGGGGAGGAUUAUGACAUCACAUUUGACCAUCAGACCAACUCCUUGAAUGCCCUACUCCUUGACGUUUGCAGUUGUGUAAAAACAUAUACAGUACCAGUCAAAGCUUUGGACACACCUACUCAUUCAAGGGUUUUUCUAUAUUUUUUUACUAUUUUCUACAUUGUAGAAUAAUAGUGAUGACAUCAAAACUAUGAAAUAACACAUAUGGAAUCAUGUAGUAACCAAAAAAGUGUUAAAUAAAUCAAAAUAUAUUUUAUAUUUGAGAUUCUUCAAAGUAACCACCCUUGAUAACAGGGUGGCAGUUUCUCGCAUGGAAUAGCCUUCAUUUCUCAGAACAAGAAUAGACUGACGAGUUUCAGAAGAAAGUUCUUUGUGUCUGGCCAUUUUGAGCCUGUAAUCGAACCCACAAUUGCUGAUGCUCCAGAUACUCAACUAGUCUCAAGAAGGCCAGUUUUAUUGCUUCUUUAAUCAGCACAACAGUUUUCAGCUGUGCUAACAUAAUUGCAAAAGGGUUUUCUAAUAAUCAAUUAGCCUUUUAAAAUGAUAAACUUGGAUUAGCAAACACAACGUGCCAUUUGAACACUUGACUUAUAGUUGCUAAUAAUGGGCCUCUGUAUGCCUAUGCAGAUAUUCCAUAACAAAUCAGCCGUUUCCAGCUACAAUAGCCAUUUACAACAUUAACAAUGUCUACACUGUAUUUCUGAUCAAUUUGAUGUUAUUUUAAUGGACAAAAAAAUUGCUUUUCUUUAGAAAACAAGGACAUUUCUAAGUGACCCCAAACUUUUGAACGGUAGUGUAUGCUGAGCACUUGUUGUCUGUUUUCCUUUACUCUGCGGUCCAACUGAUCCCAAACCAUCUCAAUUGGGUUGAGGUUUGUGGAGGCCAGUUCAUCUGAUGCAGCACUCCAUCACUCUCCUUGGUCAAAUAACCCUUACACAGCCUGGAGGUGUGUUUUGGGUCAUUGUCCUGUUGAAAAACAAAUGAUAGUCCCACUAAGCGCAAACCAGAUGGGAUGGCAUAUCGCUGCAGAAUGCUGUGGUAGCCAUGCUGGUUAAGUGUGCCAUCAGUGAUGACGGCGCACAAUUGGCCCAGCGUCGUCCAGGGUAGGGGAGGGAAUGGCCGGCAGGGAUGUAGCUCAGUUGGUAGAGCAUGGCAUUUGCAACGGCGGGGUUGUGGGUUCGAUUGCCACGGGGGACCAGUAUGAAAGAUAAACAAUAAUGUAUGCACUCACUAACUGUAAGUCGCUCUGGAUAAGAGUGUCUGCUAAAUGACUAAAAUGUAAAUGUAAAUAAAUCACCAACAGUGUCACCAGCAAAGCACCCCCACACCAUCACACCUCCUCCUCCAUGCUUCACAGUGGGAACCACACAUGCAGAUAUCAUCCGUUCACAAAGACACGUGGUUGGAACCAAAAAUCUCAAAUUUGGACUCAUCAGACCAAAGGACAGAUGUCCAUUGCUUGUGUUUAUUGGCCGAAGCAAGUCUCUUCUUCUUAUUGGUGUCCUUUAGUAGUGGUUUCUUUGCAGCAAUUCGACCAUGAAGGCCUGAUUCACACAGUCUCCUCUGAACAGUUGAUGUUGAAAUGUGUCUGUUACUUGAACUCUAUGAAGCAUUUAUUUGGGCUGUAAUCUGAGGCUGGUAACUCUAAUAAAUGUAUCCUCUGCAGCAGAGGUAACUCUUGUUCUUCCAGUUUCAUCAUAGUGCUUGAUGGUUUUUGCGACUGCACUUGAAGAAACUUUCAAAGUUCUUGACAUUUUCCGUAUUAACUGACCUUCAUGUCUUAAAGUAAUGAUGGACUGUCGUUUCUGUUUGCUUAUUUGAGCUGUUCUUGCCAUAAUAUGGACUUGGUCUUUUACCAAAUAGGGCUAUCUUCUGAUUACCAGCCCUACCUUGUCACAACACAACUGAUUGACUCAAACGCAUUAAGAAGGAAAUAACUUUUAACAAGGCACACCUAUUAAUUGAAAUGCAUUCCAGGUGACUACCUCAUGAAGCUGGUUGAGAGAAUGCCAAGAGUGUGCAAAGCUGUCAUCAAGGGUGGUUACUUUGAAGAAUCUCAAAUAUAAAAUAUAUUUUGAUUUGUUUAACACUUUUUUGGUUACUACAUGAUUCCAUAUGUGUUAUUUCAUAGUUUUGAUAUCUUCACUAUCAUUCUACAAUGUAGAACAUUUUAAAAAUAAAGAAAAACUCUUGAAUGAGUAGGUGUGUCCAAACUUUUGACUGGUUCUGUAUAUAUUUUGCUCAAAACAUACCCUUUACUGUGUGUGUACUGUAUUUAUACUUGGGAUAUCGUUUUCAACAGGAAACGGAGGACGUCUUUAAGGAUUCUAGCUUUAAAGACAAGAUUCAUAAUAAUUAUUAAGACAGUAUCUCACGGAAUGUUUUGGAUAGGAGUUACAAACUGAACUGGGCCUCUACUCCACUAGCUAGAGUUCAAUCAGCUUCCUGUAGCUAUGCCAACCAUCUCAGUCAUAUUUUGUAUCUGAAUCUGCAUAGUUUAAUGAUUUUAGUAAAUUAUAAUGAAGGUAUAACUGUUAAUUAAUGAUGUCCAAAAUGAACCGUUUGAAAUUAUACUUAUAAUUGUGUUAUUGUAUAAUCUACACUCUCAGACAACAGUAACUUCAAUUAAGUCUAGCCUCUCUGAGCCUGUUCCCAUGAGUUGUCUCACUCUCAGCAGACAGAGGCUUCCCCAUCAAUCUGACGUCACUGGUGGUCUGUGAGUGACAACUGUGGGACCCUGUUCCUCUCCUUGCUCUUGUGGCCCACAUCUGGUCAGGAAGGAUCUAGUUAAAACCCUCCAUGCAUUCCACCCAACCCCUCUCCCAUUGUUUAGACUUACAGAGAUUCUGCAAUGCUUGAGCGAGCGCUUUGCCGCCGCAAUGGUGGACAUUGUUACAGGCAGAAGAAAGCCGACGGCAGUUUUCUUUUCUCCCCUCAAUAACUGAAGACAAUGUGCCCCCCCCCCCCCCCCCCCCCACCCCCAUAACGGGACUAUCUGUGUUGAUAGCUUUUCUUUGGUUAACUUCAAUCAAAGGGAUAUAAAUGUGAACAUCAGACACGUCCGACAUUGUCUGACACUGUCAACUCAACCAGCGUUUUAUUGCUUUGUCUGAUGGCUUUGUCCGUGGUCACCAUCGCAGGUUUUCUCAAUUUGACCAGUGUUCUGCUGGGUACUGGUCAAGCCCUCAGAAAGGUGGUUCAUCAUAUGGAAUGACCUCUGAACUAGUUAAUAGUUUAAAAAUGUGCACUGCAGAGAUAGGCCUAAUGAUGAUGCUCUGUACCCACUUUUUUCCAAGUACAGAUGAAGACAGAUAUGGCAUUGGAAUAGAUACAGUGGGGAAAAAAUGUAUUUAGUCAGCCACCAAUUGUGCAAGUUCUCCCACUUAAAAAGAUGAGAGAGGCCUGUAAUUUUCAUCAUAGGUACACGUCAACUAUGACAGACAAAAUGAGAAAAAAAAAUCCAGAAAAUCACAUUGUAGGAUUUUUAAUGAAUUUAUUUGCAAAUGAUGGUGGAAAAUAAGUAUUUGGUCAAUAACAAAAGUUUCUCAAUACUUUGUUAUAUACCCUCUGUUGGCAAUGACACAGGUCAAACGUUUUCUGUAAGUCUUCACAAGGUUUUCACACACUGUUGCUGGUAUUUUGGCCCAUUCCUCCAUGCAGAUCUCCUCUAGAGCAGUGAUGUUUUGGGGCUGUCGCUGGGCAACAUGGACUUUCAACUCCCUCCAAAGAUUUUCUAUGGGGUUGAGAUCUGGAGACUGGCUAGGCCACUCCAGGACCUUGAAAUGCUUCUUACGAAGCCACUCCUUCGUUGCCCGGGCGGUGUGUUUGGGAUCAUUGUCAUGCUGAAAGACCCAGCCACGUUUCAUCUUCAAUGCCCUUGCUGAUGGAAGGAGGUUUUCACUCAAAAUCUCACGAUACAUGGCCCCAUUCAUUCUUUCCUUUACACGGAUCAGUCGUCCUGGUCCCUUUGCAGAAAAACAGCCCCAAAGCAUGAUGUUUCCACCCCCAUGCUUCACAGUAGGUAUGGUGUUCUUUGGAUGCAACUCAGCAUUCUUUGUCCUCCAAACACGACGAGUUGAGUUUUUACCAAAAAGUUCUAUUUUGGUUUCAUCUGACCAUAUGACAUUCUCCCAAUCCUCUUCUGGAUCAUCCAAAUGCACUCUAGCAAACUUCAGACGGGCCUGGACAUGUACUGACUUAAGCAGGGGGACACGUCUGGCACUGCAGGAUUUGAGUCCCUGGCGGCGUAGUGUGUUACUGAUGGUAGGCUUUGUUACUUUGGUCCCAGCUCUCUGCAGGUCAUUCACUAGGUCCCCCCGUGUGGUUCUGGAAUUUUUGCUCACCGUUCUUGUGAUCAUUUUGACCCCACGGGGUGAGAUCUUGCGUGGAGCCCCAGAUCGAGGGAGAUUAUCAGUGGUCUUGUAUGUCUUCCAUUUCCUAAUAAUUGCUCCCACAGUUGAUUUCUUCAAACCAAGCUGCUUACCUAUUGCAGAUUCAGUCUUCCCAGCCUGGUGCAGGUCUACAAUUUUGUUUCUGGUGUCCUUUGACAGCUCUUUGGUCUUGGCCAUAGUGGAGUUUGGAGUGUGACUGUUUGAGGUUGUGGACAGGUGUCUUUUAUACUGAUAACAAGUUCAAACAGGUGCCAUUAAUACAGGUAACGAGUGGAGGACAGAGGAGCCUCUUAAAGAAGAAGUUACAGGUCUGUGAGAGCCAGGAAUCUUGCUUGUUUGUAGGUGACCAAAUACUUAUUUUCCACCAUAAUAUGCAAAUAAAUUCAUAAAAAAUCCUACAAUGUGAUUUUGUAGAGAAAAACAAUCUCAAUUUGUCUGUCAUAGUUGACGUGUACCUAUGAUGAAAAUUACAGGCCUCUCUCAUCUUUUUAAGUGGGAGAACUUGCACAAUUGGUGGCUGACUAAAUACUUUUUUUCCCCACUGUAGGCCUACACCUUUCAGUCAGCAUUGUAGCAUGAAACCAUUCUGGAAUGGAUGCACUGUACAAUACAUGCUUGUCAGGUUCUCUGUAUACAAAAAGCUUGGCUUUUUUGACAGCAGCAUGAUCACCCAUUGCUUGAUGUUUUUCUGAGUGUAUUCUGCCUCCUGUGUGUGUGUUGCAGGUUCAGCUCCGGUGCGGAUCGGCUCGGACCCCUACGGAGAACAGCGCUACACGGGCCUCCUGCAGGACCUGCGUCUCUACCACAGCAGACUGAACCGCUUGGAGAUCCACGAGCUCCACGCGCAGCCCACCAAGAUGGACCUGAGGAACAUCUCUGGCUACCUGCAGUACUGGCAGGACGAGAGGCAAAAGGCCUUUGUGGUGGAGGUGCGGGACGACAAGGAGGAGGAAGGGGAGGAGGUGUUCUACCUGCAGCUGGUGGCGGUCCAUGGGGGGGCGCGUCUCCCCCUCCCCCGCCCCACCGCCACCCUGCGGGUGAUGAAGAGCGACAACGCCAACGGCCUCUUUGGCUUCACUGGCGCCUGCAUACCAGACGUAAGACAGGCACACACACAUGAGCAUGCACGCACACACACGCACAUGCACGCACCCGCACGAAAGCACGCGCACGCACACUGUACAUGAUUUACAGUAUAAAUGAGAAGCUAUUGACGCUAUUGAGAUGAAAUGUAGACCAUAUUUACCAACUUGACAGACACAUCAGCAACAACGAUGUACAACACACAGUAGAACGGAGACCGCACUGGCUUUGAUCCAUCACGUCUCCCGAGAAUAUGGAUAUUUUGUUACCUAGAAAGACAUGUAAUUGAAGCAAGUGGUUAGUGAGUGCAUAUCCUUGUGCAUAUUUAACCAGUGUUUACGCCUGGGUGGAGAAAGUGUGCGCUCUGCCCUUUAGGGAGAUUGGACACGUGGUGUCUCUAAUGGCUCCUCUCAUGUAGAGCGACAGAUGGCAGAGCAGUCAAGGGCAUUCCUAUGGAACCAGAGUCCUAGCAGCACAAUAGGUGAUCAACCAGGGGAUGGCAUUCCAUCAGAACUAGGGUCCCUCUAACGCUGCAAGGGGACAAAGGGACUCAGAGGCAUGCGGGGCUAUCGGGUGGACUCUCUGCAAAUCACAUCUUGACUGUGCAGGAAUUAGAGGAUCCAUGAAAGUGUUUUUCUCAAGCCCAAAGGUGCAUUUUUUGGAAUAAGUGGUGUCAUUCUUGAAUUGGUAACGAACUACUGUAUCUUGCAGUGGAAAACAUGACAAUGUCAAAAAUGAUUUUCUUUCCGUUUUAUCGAAAGUUUGUGUACAAUUUUUAUGAGUGUAAUGUGACAAUAUGUUUUAAAAUAUCCCAAUGUCUAGUUGCUUAAUUCAGGGAGCAUCAUUAAUAACCAGGUCCUAUCUCUUUUCUCUAUGGCUAGACGUCAGAGGAAGGCUCCACCAUCUCCUGUGUUAUUGAACGGAUGCGUGGGGCUCUGGACCACGUCUAUGUCAACUACUCGGUCACUCAGUUGGACUCAGACAGCCAGGUUCAGGCCAACCAGGACUUUGCUAAUGCUAGCGGCUCUGUUGUCUUCCUGCCUGGUCAGCGCUCUGAGGUGAGGGGGAACACCCAGAGUCAGAUAUAUACACACACACACACACACACACAGAGAGAGACACACACAUACAUACACACAUACAGCUCUGGGAAGACUACCCUGCACUCCUCAAUCAUUCAUGAGCUAGGGAAACCCCAUUGAGCAAUGAGCAUGCUCCUUGGUACACCUGUAGAGCAACCCUAUACAUACAGGAGAACAUGCACACACACACGUUGCAUAUAAAUGCAACUGCAAGAAGGUCAGCCUAUAGGCAGUUACAAACCAGUCAAUAUAAAUGUUUGACCAUGCAUCUACAUUUCUGUCCAUAUUGAAUCCCAGAAAACUAUUUUCAUCCAUUCAGUGGUGGUGUUGUUGACUUGUAGCCCCAUCUAGUGGCUAAAAGGAAAAUGUUGUUGUGGUAUCAGGUGCCUGCUAAUGAUUAGGCUUAGCCUCAAAUCCCACUACAGAGAUCAAAGCCUGCAAACACAUUAUGGAUAUCUACACUAGGACUAAUUUUAGAUUAAAAUCUUCACUCUCAUGUGUCUCUCAUGUGUUAUGACAUCUCCCUGCGUCUCCCAGGUCCUGAACCUGCUGGUGCUGGAUGAUGACACCCCUGAGUUCGCUGAGUCCUUCCAGGUCACCCUUGUGUCAGCUGAGUCAGGUGACGGGAAGCCAGGCUCUACCCCCACCAGUGGGGCCAGCAUCGACCCUGACAACUCAGCCACCACUGUCACCAUCACGGCCAGCGACCAUCCCUAUGGUACAGAGAGAGACGCACACAAACACACACACAUCACUGUGCCACCCCACUAGAACCUCAAACAGAUACCCAUCUUCCCAGAUCCCACCCUUAGUUGCACUAAUCAAGAACUGCAGCUAUCUGCACAGUCACAUAGUUAAAGGGAUAGUUUAGUGCUAGCUGUACUUCUAGUCUUUGUGCUAAGCUAUUUAGCAUGAGGCUCACGAAACUAACUCUAACUUCCUUCAUACUGGACGCAGAUACAUCAAAAUGGUAUCCACGAGUUCAUCUGACUCUGCAAAAAUCCCGAACUAUCCCUUUAAGAGAAACAUAAAUUAACUUACAAGCUACUUGAAAGGUUCAGCUUCUGGCAUGACAUGAAAACAAUGUAACAAACUGCUAUUGGUGUUAGUUAAUAACUGCCUGUUAUACAUAUGUCAUCACAGACACAAUGGAGCCGAAAUAAUUGAUCACUCCAAGUUAAGGAUGUUCCCACGUUGUGAAUGUAUGGUGAACAUUUCAUGUAUUGAGCCUCACUCGCUCUCAUAAUCUCUGACAGGCGUAUUGUUUUUAUGAGGCUAGAUGAGCAGCUGUUGUGAGUACUGGUACCCCUCUCUCUCUCUCCCAGGUCUGAUCCAGUUCCAGACCAGCCUGCCAGCUGAGGGGAUGAUCCGCCCAGCAACAGAGCCUGCCCAUGUCACGGUCAAUGAGGAGGACGGAGAGGUCCACCUGCUGGUGGCCAGGGCCCAAGGCCUGCUGGGAAGAGUCAUGGUCGGCUACAGGACCUCACCGUUCACUGCAGUCAGCCCAGAGGACUAUGAGGUCAUUUCCAGCCUUCCUUAUCCCGCAGACCAGGGGCUCAGGCAGACACAGGGAUGGAUGGUUACUGGAGAUCUAUGAAUUCUCACACAAAUCACCUUUAGAAAUCAAUGCUUUAUAAAGCGUGAUUUACUUAUGUAUGUUUAUAAGGAUUCGACCCAUAAUAAUGUCCUAUUCCAUCCUUAUACUUGGCUAUCUGCUGCGCUUUUAUUUUGAAAUGAUGAAGACAAUAAUAAGAUGAUAAUGGAUGACAAUUCCAGUGUGUUUGAGUCACUAGACGCAGCCCAAUUCUGACCUGUUGCCCAAUUAUUGUCAAAAAAAGCUGAUCUGAUUGGUUUUUAAAAAUCAAUGAGUGGAAAAAUAUCAGAAAUGGGCUGCCUGUGUCAACACAGGUAAUGAUAGUGAGCUUAUGCUAACUACCCAAGCUAACCUCUUGUUCCCUACCUGAUCUGCCUGCACCUGUUCCAUGGCCCAAACAGGACUCAGAUGGCUUGCUAGACUUCCUGCCAGGAGAACGCUUCAAGUACAUUAAUGUGACGGUCAUAGACAACCCUGUGCCAGAGCUGGACAAAGUGUUCAGAGUGGAACUCUACAAUCCUGACGGAGGAGGUAAGAGACACAAAUACCAUUGGUUGAUUAAUUGAUCGGCCAAUUGGUGAUGAUCUUCUUAUCUCCUCUUCUCUUACUUCAGAUAAUUGUUAAAGAGUUCACCUUCCUAUCCUGUAGUCAUAUCCUUCAGUAUUUCCCAUCCCUGAGAUCCUGUUCUAACUGCUCCUUUGCCUGUGUUCUGUCACAUUGUGUCCUUGUGUGCUCCUGUGUGCUCCUGUGUGCUCCUGUGUGGUCUUGUGUGCUGUGCUCCCCAAUGAUCCCCACUCCUCUGGUGUGAUCUGGUGUGAUCCUGUGUGAUCCCAAAGUGGAUCAGUUCCUUCGGAGUGAAGGCAGUGGCAGUGGAGAAAGUGACACUGAGUUUUUCCUCCCGUCCUCUCACCGCCGUGGUAAGAUCACCUUCCCCUCCCCCACCCCCUCCCAUCCUUUUAGACUCUACCGCUCCCCCUAAGCCUAUGUAUUGCUGUGUGUGUGUGCCUGUCUUUGCGUGCUGGUGUGUGUGCCUGUGUGUGAAUGUGUGUGUGUGUGUGUGUGUGUGUGUGUGUGUGUGUGUGUGUUUGCAUGCCUGCAUAUUUGUGUGUAUGCUAUUUACAUUGCAAUGGGGCCAGUGAGCAGUGACCAGGGAGAUUGGUGUGGGAAAGCAAAUAGGCAUUCUAUUGAGUGGAGGGCAGCAGUGGUAAGUGGUGAACCGAAAUGUCACAGACACCAAGGCUCAUUGUUUCUCUGUUGGGGUCCACCCUCAACCUUAUUAAAAACCCACAAUGCACUGCAGUGUUCAGUGCUAUUAUUUCAAGUGGAUCAAUAGAAUUCAACUUCGAUUACUAAUUUUAACAAAUUGUAACUAUGAAAAUAAGGGCAGCCUUUACAGUUGUGUGACGGUUUUUCUAUAUAGCCAGUCUGGGAGUCGCCUCCCAUAUCACCGUGACCAUCGCUGCCUCUGACGACGCACACGGAGUGUUCCAGCUGAGCCAGGACUCACUGUCUGUCAACGGCACCGAGCCUGAGGAGGGACGCAGCACUGUGCUCCUGCAGGUCAGUGUGUGUGUGUGUCUGUCUGUGUGUGUGUCUGUGUCUAUGUGUGUGUUCCCCUGACAGUAGGUUGUAACCUCUCUCUUUGCCCGUAUCAGGUGGUGCGGUCAUUCGGUGCCCUAUCCAACGUGACUGUAUUUUGGGAGGCUGAGGACAGCUCUGAGGAAGACCUCAUCAGCAGGGCCGGGAACAUCACCUUCCACGUGGGCCAGACCAGAGGGGAGAUUGAGCUCCAGGUGGCCCAGGACGAGGUGCCGGAGCUGGACAAGAGCUUUGCCGUGUCCCUGGUCAACGUCUCCCAUGGGCGUCUGGGUGUGAGGACUGAGGCCUCUGUGACAGUGCUGGCCAGUGAUGACCCCUACGGAGUGUUUGUGUUCUCAGAGAACAGCAUGCCGGUGCGCCUGCCCGAGGGCCACACCCUGGUCAUCCUCACCAUCCACAGGCAGAGGGGGCUGAUGGGAAAGGUACGCGUGACGUACGGAACCCUGAGUGAGGCUGAUGGCGCCCCCUUCAUGACCCCGGGUGUGGGCCGGGCCAGUGAGGGGAAUGACUUCGUCCCCCUCCUGGAGUCGGUGGUGUUCACAGCCAAUCAGAGUGAGGCUAAUGUAACCCUUCGAGUGCUGGAUGACGAAGACCCUGAGAGGGACGAGUCCGUGUUCGUGGAGUUGAUCAGUGUCAAUCUCAUAGAAGGAGAGCAGGAGAGACUAAGUAAGUCACUGCCACAUUUUCACAUCCCAACUAUGAAUCUCCAGGCCUAUAGUCGUCACAUGGUCAACAUUUGUAGCUGGAAUAUGAGAUUUUUGUCAAACCAUACGCUUUUCCAUGUUUCUUCUCGCUUUCCUAGUUGCCCAGUCUCCUCGUCUUGGUCCGAAGGCUGAGAUCGUGGCCCAGGUGAUAGUGGAGGCGAGUGAUGACGCCUUUGGGUUCCUGCAGCUGUCUGCCCCGGCGGUCAGUGUAGCUGAGGACUACGUCGGACCCAUCAUCAAUGUGACACGCAUCGGGGGAAUUUUUGCUGAUGUGUCCGUGAAGUUCAGGGCCGUACCAAUGACUGCCAGAGUUGGUAAGUCUGGUCUGCGUUUCAUGUCAAUAGUGUAUGUUAUAUUGUUAAGCAUGUACAGUGUGUGUGUGUGUGCGUGCGCAUGUCUGUAAUAAUGUGUGCGUGUGUGUGUAACAAUGUGUGUGUCAAUGCAGGUGACGACUACAGCGUAGCGUCUACUGACGUGGUUCUCCUGGAGGGGGAGACCAGUAAGCCUGUACCCAUCUACAUCAUUAACGAUGUGAUUCCUGAGCUGGAGGAGACCUUCCGCAUCGAGCUGCUCAACGUGACCACAGGGGGCGCUCGACUGGGGGAGCUCACUCGCACCAUCAUCACCAUCCUACCCUCUGAUGACCCCUUUGGGGCCUUCGGUUAGCUCACGUCUCUCUCACACACAGAAAUGCACUCAUGUUAGCUGAUAAUUGCAACAACAACAAUAAAAUGAAAAGCCGAUAGAUAAAAUUGUUGCCGGCCAGAUUUCCUGGAGAAAAAAAAUCCAGCAGAGAGGGGUUUCUCUCUCCAAAACAGAGUAAAGAUGGCCUCAAGAUCACGUCUUCUUGACGACAAGUAACGAGGCUGAUGCGCAUCGCAAGCUGCUCUAAGGAGUUGGACAGUUUUGACUUCCCAAAAUCAGCGGCUCACUUUGAGCAGGCCAUGGUCCGCCGCAAACGCAAGUAAAUUAGAUGCAAAUUAUUGUGUUCGGAGACAGCCAUGUUUUCUUAUUUUUUCAUAAAAGUGUUCAUACAAAUACCAUAUAGGACAGGUCGAUCGCAAAUUCUACUUUAUUUUAGUACAAGUUUAAAGGCUAAUUUUUUAUUCUGUUAAAAAACAUAAUCUAAAUAUGAUUUCUGUCAUUCUGAGCACCGCGGUUGGACAACCUAAUGGGUUACGCACCCAGUGCAUAUAGAUGUUCGGUAAAUCAAAAUAAAUAUUUUCCUAACGGAAACCUUGCCACACACAAAUGUAAUUGCUCAUUCAAAUCAGAUUAUAGGAUAUGCACAAUACUGACUACAUCAGAAAAUUGUCCACUGUAUUUUAGUCUAAAAGAAAAUUCCAGCAUGUUUCCUUUAUCAACAAAUGACAUUAGACCUCAUAAAGGUACUGUUUGUGUUCCCUAGUAUUUCAGGCUGCUCCUGUCACCAUAGAGGAGCCAGGGGCGAACUCCUUUGAGGUGACACUGCCCAUAGUGCGUAAUGCUGGGACCAUAGGGACCGUGGCUAUCCAGUGGCGAGCCACGGUCAACGGCAAAGCAGCAGUAGGGGACCUCCGGCCUGUGUCAGGAGAGGUCAUCUUUGCGCCUGGAGAAACCAUUAAGACGUUGAAUGUCGAGGUCCUAGCAGACGAUGUGCCGGAAAUUGAGGAAGUAGGAAAGCAAUCUUCUUUUUUGCCAAACAAAGGAUUUUUAUAAUGAUAUGUACUAUAUAAUAUAUAGGCCUAUAUAAUAUACAGUAUGUCAUUAUUCCUCUAAACGUUCUGUGCUUUUCAGAUAAUCAAGGUGGAAUUGACUGGUGCCACUAAUGGAGGAAACCUUGGAAUAGACAAUACAGUCAAUAUCAUUGUCCCAGCCAAUGACAACCCGUAUGGGACGGUCUACUUUGACCAGUCUGUGUAUCGAGUGCAGGAACCUCUCGAGGGAAUUUUUUUGGCCAACAUUACUGUCCGUCGAAGGUUUGUCCUUUAGUUUGAGUUCUAUCCUCUUGCAGUAUUAUUGCAUCUUACCUUAGAAUUUGCAGUGAAUCGACAUAUUGCUACUAUUCAAACAUAAUUCUUAACUAACUCUCUCUCGCACUCUCUCUCUCUCGCUCUCCUUCAUCACAUCAGUGGUGGUCAUUUUAGCCGAGUUGAGGUCCUCUACAGCACCUCAGAGAUAGACAUAGUGAGCAUGGCCCAGACUGAGGGCCAGAACCUGCUGUUGUACUACAACCCCCCGGUGUCAGGAGUACCCUCUGGCACCCCCCACAGGCCAGUCAACGUCAGCUCUCAGGGAGACCCCCUGGCUGCCUGUGCUGCAGUCUGCCUGAGGGAGCAGGCCUGCCAGGCCUUCUCCCUGUCUCUCCCUGGGGGCUCGUCCCCCAUGGCCUUCUGCACCUGGGUGACCAGCGGGGCCGCCCAGCUCACCGCGUCCGCCCAGACCCUCACCUAUGCCAAAAACACCACGGCCGCCGCCGUUCUCUUCAGCUCGCAGGCCGUGGCGGGUAGCGACUACACCACCAUGACAGCACAGACGGCCAUCUUGGAAGACGGCUCGGGUGUAGCCAACCUGACCGUUCCCAUUCUGACAGACAAACUCCCUGAGAUGGACGAGAGCUUCUCCAUCCGCAUCCUGAAGGUGGAGCUGGUCAACUUGACCGUGGCUGGGAAGAACCUGCCCUCCAUAGGGCAACCGGACAAGGCAGUGGUCACCAUAGGCAUGAACGGCGAUGCCUUUGGGGUGUUUCUCAUCUACAGCCUCAGCCCUAACGCUACAGAGGAUGGGAUCUAUCUGGAGGUGAGAGAGGAGCCGCGCGUCUCAGUUCCCCUGGUCAUAGAGAGGAGGGGAGGCAGCCUAGGACAGUUGACAGUUGAGUGGAGGUUCGUGGGCGGAAUGGCUACACCCAACACUGACUUCACCGGGACGGGGGAAACACUUGUCUUUGCCGACGGUAGGUUUAAAAUCUAGUACUACAUAAUGCUUUUUGGAUAUGAAUGUUAUUUUGAUUUACAGUAUAUUGUGUUCUCUCCAUCCAAAGGCGAUUUGAAGAAGACCAUUGAGAUAGUGAUUGUGGAUGACUCGGAGCCAGAGGACAGCGAGACCCUGAUGGUUGGCUUGGUGAAGACGGCGGGAGGCAGCCGGAUCCUGCCCAGCUCGGACACGGUCACCAUCGUCAUCCUGGCUAACGACAACGUGGCGGGGGUGGUGGGAUUCCACGCCGUCUCACGCUCUGUCAUCGCCAGAGAGGGUGGGUGUAGUCCAGGUGACCCUGUCAGUCACUUCAAUAAAGCAAGCAUCAACUUAAUCACUGUGUGAAUUAUUUAGCUCUGCACCGAGCCAGUUUACCAAGCAGCCACUAAUGACAAAAUGACCUCUGCCUCCCCUGAUUAGAACACCUGUCAUAAUGCAUCAGCAUAGUACUGUAUUAAGCUGAAAAUUGCAAUUCUCUUAUUUUUGAAUAUCAUGGCUUCAUGAUCACAAAUUCAUACGAGUGCUGUUUGUAAAGGGCCACACACCUACCAUACCUCAGCCUCAUCACUUUGCUCUCCGUGGGUUCAGAGACAUCCAAUGAAUUAAUGAAGGAAUGCAAGGGAUAGUGGGAGGAGCAUGUUGCAACAGGUGGCACAUGUAGUACGUUUCAGGCAUGACAGAGCCCUUCCACUCUUAUCUGUGCAAAUACUUACACCACUUCCUAAUGGAAAGAGUGUUUCUGAACCACCUAGCUACAGUAGCUAAGGAAUGACCUUCGUAAGGCUGUAAUCAAAGCCUGUAUCCUGGUCUGCUAAUCUAAAACAGCAAACUAUGGGCAACAUUUUGCACAAGGAAUUGGCAAUGAGAAAUAACCUUAACAUUUCACAUAGACAGGAAGGCAUUCUGUAUAUGCCAGUGCAAGUUACACGGUUUUAUGGUAUUUUUUGCACAAGCACGUGCUUGACAAAUGUUGAGCCAUACGUAUUACCUUAAAAGGUGACUAACGUGAUUGUGUGUGUGUGCGUGUGCAUGUUGUAGGGGAGAUGCUGUCUCUGCUGGUGACCAGGACAGCUCCUGGUCUGGGGAACGCCACCGUGGACUGGGCCAUCCAAGGCCCCCGCGUUGCCAGGACCUUUACACAUACCUCAGGACUACUAUUCUUCACCGAGGUAAACAAACUGACCAGGGUACCUCCUCAAGAAUCGACUUUGACUGGAGUCUGUUUCAUGGUGACCAUUCCAUGUAUAGUAUUCGGUUCAUUCUGGUGUAUAUGGUACUUGUUGUUCGAGCAUCUUCUGUCACUCACACAGGGAACACUGAACACUACCAUAGUCCUCCAGCUACUUGAAGACGCAACACCUGAGGAGAAUGAAGAGUAUAGGGUGGUCCUGUCCAACAUCCACACUUAUGGUAAAUCACAUUCUCUGGCCUUGUCAUACGAAGAUAACUGAACAUGCACAUUUCAAUCUCUCCUAUUAUGUACUUGGAUCUCUAUUUAUUUAACUUUACUUUAACCAUGCUAGUCAUUUAAGAGCACGUUUUUAUUUACAAUUAACUGUAUGCAGCAUGGAUUGGGCAUAGAGGAUACCAUAGUCUGUUAGACCCAAUAACCUCUAAGGCUGGAAAUGAGUGUGACUAGUGUUUGUAUGGAUAUUAUCCAUCAGUGUUCUGUUCUCCCUGUCCCCCAGGUGUUCUGGUAACGGGUCAUGCAGCGCUGGACAUCCAGGGGCGCGAGGCGGUGGUUACCGUGGAGACCAGUGACGAGCCGUUCGGGAUGCUGAGCAUCGCCCCAUCCUCCCUCAGACUGAGCACAGAGGAGCGCGACGGCAUCCUCAACGUCUUCAUCAACAGAGAGCUUGGGGCUUCAGGUCAGUCUGGAAUAGGGACUUGAGACUAGCUAGCGGCGACAGAGUUUUUCCUGACAACGUGAUCUGACCAGGGAAAACUCCAGGCCUUAAUGAUGGGAAAAUGUGUGACUAUACUGUACAUUUGAUCUAUUGUCUCAAAACAACAUUAGCCGCAUUUGCUGCUAUGUUAAUUAAUCAGAUGUCACCUAGUAACUGUUAUCAGUUAACUGUUAUGCAAUCUAAUGUUAAAACAAAUGUGUUUGUUAACAGCUACAGUGGCUUGCGAAAGUAUUCACCCCCCUUGGCAUUUUUCCUAUUUUGUUGCCUUACAACCUGCAAUUAAAAUGGAUUUUUUGGGGGAUUGUAUCAUUUGAUUUACACAACAUGCCUACCACUUUGAAGAUGCAAAAUCUUUUUUAUUGUGAAACAAACAAGAAAUAAGACAAAAAAAAACAGAAAACUUGAGCGUGCAUAACUAUUCAUCCCCCCAAAGUCAAUACGUUGUAGAGACACCUUUUGCAGCAAUUACAGCUGCAAGUCUCUUGGUGUAUGUCUCUAAGCUUGGCACAUCUAGCCACUGGGAUCUUUUCCCAUUCUUCAAGGCAAAACUGCUCCAGCUCCUUCAAGUUGUAUGGGUUCCGCUGGUGUACAGCAAUCUUUAAGUUAUACCACAGAUUCUCAAUUGGAUUGAGGUCUGGGCUUUGACUAGGCCAUUCCAAGACAUCUAAAUGUUUCCCUUUAAACCACUCGAGUGUUGCUUUAGCAGUAUGCUUAGGGUCAUUGUCCUGCUGGAUGGUGAACCUCCGUCCCAGUCUCAAAUCUCUGGAAGACUGAAACAGGUUUCCGUCAAGAAUUUCUCUGUAUUUAGCGCCAUCUAUCAUUCCUUCAAUUCUGACCAGUUUCCCAGUCCCUGCCGAUGAAAAACAUCCUCACAGCAUGAUGCUGCCACCACCAUGCUUCACUGUGGGGAUGGUGUUCUCGGGGUGAUGAGAGGUGUUGGGUUUGCGCCAGACACAGCGUUUUCCUUGAUGGCCAAAAAGCUCAAUUUCAGUCUCAUCUGACCAGAGUACCUUCUUCCAUAUGUUUGGGGAGUCUCCCACAUGCCUUUUGACGAACACCAAACGUGUUUGCUUAUUUUUUUCUUUAAUCAAUGGCUUUUUUCUGGUCACUCUUCCGUAAAGCCCAACUCUGUGGAGUGUACAGCUUAAAGUGGUCUUAUGGACAGAUACUCCAAUCUCCGCUGUGGAGCUUUGCAGCUCUUUCAGGGUUAUCUUUGGUCUCUUUGUUACCUCUCGGAUUAAUGCCCUCCUUGCCUGGUCCGUGAGUUUUGGUGGGCGGCCCUCUCUUGGCAGGUUUGUUGUGGUGCCAUAUUCUUUCCAUUUCUUAAUUAUGGAUUUAAUGGUGCUCCGUGGGAUGUUAAAAGUUUCAGAUAUUUUUUUAUAACCCAACCUUCAUCUGUACUUCUCCACAACUUUGUCCCUGACCUGUUUGGAGAGCACCUUGGUCUUCAUGGUGCCGCUUGCUUGGUGGUGCCCCUUGCUUAGUGGUGUUGCAGACUCUGGGGCCUUUCAGAACAGGUGUAUAUAUACUGAGAUCAUGUAACAGAUCAUGUGACACUUAGAUUGCACACUGGUGGACUUUAUUGAACAAAUUAUGUGACUUCUGAAGGUAAUUGGUUGCACCAGAUCUUAUUUAGGGGCUUCAUAGCAAAGGGGGUGAAUACAUAUGCAUGCACCACUUUUACGUUAUUUAUUUUUUAGAAUUUUUUGAAACAAGUUAUUUUUUUUAUUUCACUUCACCAAUUUGGACUAUUUUGUGUAUGUCCAUUACAUGAAAUCCAAAUAAAAAUCCAUUUAAAUUACAGGUUGUAAUGCAACAAAAUAGGAAAAACGCCAGGGGGGAUGAAUAUUUUGCAAGGCACUGUAAGUAUGUGUUGUUGUUCUGUGUUCAGGGGUGGUGAAUAUCAGCUAUGAGACGGUCCGAGGGUCCCUCCAGAACCUGUCACAGGUGGAAGGGGGUGGCGGCCUGGCUGAACCAGGACAGGACUUCCUCCCUGCGUCGGGCUCAGUGACCCUGCAGGACGGUCAGACCUCUGUGGCCAUUCCCAUCACCAUACUAGACGUAAGGCCACCACCAGGGUUGGACUCAAUGCCUUUUCAAUUCAGUCAAUUCAGCAAAUAAGUUGACAUUCCAAUUGCUCAAUGCUCCAUUUCCUUGAUUCUUCUCUAUGCAUUUUUAGGGGAAUUGGAAUUUCAGUUUACUUGCUAAAUUGACUGAAUUGAAAAAUAAUUGUCUCCAACUCUGGCCACCACAGCAAACACAGUCAUAUUUCUCUAAUUUGGCUCUGGUGGUACUCUGGUAGGCUAAGUGUAGGAUGCCUAUUCAUUUAAUUUGAGUUUUCCUAGAAUUGAUGCAGUAUAAAUGUAGCAGACUAUAUGUCAUACAAAUUAUAUACAUUUAUUUUUCCAGGAUGACGUCCCCGAGUUGCAGGAAUUCUUCCUGGUCAACAUUACGUCUGCAGUACUCAUCACCACCCUCUCACCUGCCCCUAAACUAGGUAUGCUGGGUUUGGCAUAGUCCGAAAUGGGCAACUAUAUAUGUUAAUCACAAACAAAGCAUUCCAAAUGUGCAUGGUUUUCCCACAUCGAUCCUAUACAUCACUUUUAGUUCUAUAUGUUAUUUUAUGGGUUUUCCAACCCUUCCCUUUUUUCUGCCCUAAACUUCCUGUUAUGUAAUAUAAAUUCCCUUUUCCUGUUCAAUUCUGUGUAAUUCUAUAAUCUGUCUUGUAUUCUAUUCGGUUUAAUCUCUUAUUUUCUCCUCUCUCCUUUCAUUUCUCUUCUUUCAUUCUGUGUGAUGAGUAGAAGUUGUAUAUUUUACACUGAAAGGUAACAGAUAUGUAGUGUUUAUUACAGUAUAAUGCUUUGCAUUGUGUAGUAUGGCAUAAUGGCUAAUAUGCGAUUCAUUCAACUACAUUCAACGGUCACAGUUUUAUCAUUGAUCUGCAAAUAUAUCCAAAAUGUCCUUGGCACUACUGCCUCUUGUGUAAUCCUAACCAUAGCCCAUUUUAUGAAUGGGUAACUUAAGAAAACAAUGAGUAGACAGAAUACAACACGGACUGGAGAGGCACAGGGCCCAUCUGCCUGCCAGCACUCAGUGGCUACGAUUCUUCUGAUUGAUGCCUCUAUGAUUGAGGGGCCAUUGGGAUUUGGGUCGAGCUGAAAAACACUGUGGUGAGCAGUGGGACGGCCAAACCAAACGCUUUAAAUGGCCCUCAUGCGGUCUGUGCCCAGAGCGAGAGAUAGACAGUCAGGACAUUAUAAAUCAGUCAACACAUACUCCAACUUUCAGCUGGCUGCAUGUGAGAAGUGAAUGGUCCUCGUCUCCUCAUCUUGUGCUCCUAAUGUAGCGUCAAACAAGUGCUACAUAUCCUCUUUAGGUGCUCUGGCCCACGUUUUGCUAUCAUAGUGAUCAUGCUGAAGCUAAUGCUUUAGGACAUGAGCUACCCUUCCCAUUGUAAUGUUGCCUUUCCUCUUCAGACACCCAGGGUUUGGUGGCAGAAAUCAGCAUUGGUGCCAAUGAUGGAAUUCGAGGUGUCAUUGAAUGGACAAACACUAAGUAAGUGGCUCUGUGUUCAACCUCUCAUUUACAGAGAUCCCCCCCUUUUCCCCCCUUUUUAUCCAUCUAUGAGAUGUACUCUGUUUCUAAGAGCACCUGUGGUUGUGCAGAAUUACCCAGAAGCACUCCCUCUACUCUAUCACAUUUUUCCUCACACUGACUGCUUGGUUGGGAAAAGCCUACACUGCUCUCACCCUUUAGUAGGAUCUGUUUUUCUUUCCCCUUUCAUGGCUGUAAAUCAACAAAUCACCCAAGUCACAACAUUUUACAUUAAUAUUUUAGUCAUUUAGCAGACACUUGUAUCCAGAGAGACUUACAGUUAGUGCAUCCGUCUUAAGGUGGGUGAGACAAGCACAUAUUAUAGUCAUAGGAAGUAAAUCCUUACUCUCUUACCUCUAGUGGCAGACAAAUCUGAUGUUUGGUUGUGUGUUUUCCCUUGUAGUUUUGAGGUGAAUGAGACCAUGGGCGUGCUGAGCCUGGUGGCCUACAGGAGCGCAGGGACCUACGGAAACGUCUCGCUCUUCUUCUACGCUCACAACCUGGAAGCUCAGCUGGGCCUGGACUACAACGCCACCCCAUCGGUGAGGCCACGCCCCUAACCCACUAAACCACCAAUCAGAGUUCUUAAUGAGUAGGACCAGGAGUUUUCCCUGACCAUUUGUUCUGACCGGGAAACACUCUGGGCCCCACCAAUGAGACUAAACACGUCUUGUCAUUGUGAGCUCACACAUUUUGUUUGUCCCUCAGAUGCUCCACUUCGCUGAUGGGGAGAGGCAUAAGUUUGUUGAGGUUCAGAUCCUUGAUGACGUCAUCCCAGAGGGAGCUGAAAGGUUCCAGCUGAUUCUGGCUAAUCCAUCGUCUGGGCUGGAGCUGGGAGACAAUACCACAGGUAGGAUGUGCUGGAAGCCUGUAGCAUCAUGCAUGUUCACUACACAUGUUUUAUAUUGUAUUUUAUUGAAGGCCAUCUUUGUAUAGUCUAUGUACCUAUGGUUUCACAGACAUUGUUCAUUGAUUUCACAAGAAUUGACAAGUGCCCUGGUGAAAAAUGCUCUCCCUGUCUCCCCUGUCCCAUGUCUCCAUAGCCAUGGUGAGCAUCUUGGCCAGCGACGACGGCCAUGGUGUCAUUUCCUUCAACAGCAGCCAGCACUUCCUGUUAAGGGAACCCACCUCGGUGUCUGGGCUGGGGGAGAGCGUGGCCACCCUGUAUGUGGUGCGUGACCCACCCCAGGGCACCUUCGGCACCGUCAACGUCCAGUUCACCAUCACAGAUGCCAACGAAACGCUGGCCCAGGACGACCUCAUGCCCUGGCAGGGCAUUGUUGAGCUGGAGGAUGGAGUCAGGUUCAAGGUGAGGGGGACCAUGGACUUCAGUCAGUCUAGAAGAUAUACAGGAGAACUGAUUGAAGAUAUAUUGGAGAAUUGAGAAUAGAUUGAAUUGAUAUAUAGGCAAGGGCAAGAAUAUUUUAUGGAUGUGUUUCAGUACUUUUAAAGUCAAGGGAGCCUGUAAAGCCCUUUAUAUCUCAUUUUGACAUUCUCUGAUGUUCCUGUGUGAUGUGAUGUUCUAGACUCUGGAAAUCUGGGCGGUUCUGGAUGCUGAGCCCGAGGUGAACGAGACGUUCACGGUAACUCUGUCCAGUCCAACGGGAGGGGCGCGGCUUGGAGACACACUCCACACACUCAUCACCGUGCUACAGAACUCCGCCCCGUUAGGCCUCUUCCGCAUCGCACCCUCCCUCAAUAGGUGAGCAUGGGAUCACACACACAUGCAAGCACACAAACGCACAUUUGCAAGCACAAACACAUGCGUGCACACACACACAUGCAAGUAUGUAUGCAUGCACACACAUACACUCACACAUGUACGUCUAUCUCUGCAGGACUGACAGCUCUGUGGUGGGGGAGGAGGGUGGUAGGACCGUGUUCUUGACCGUGUCCCGCAGUAACGGUCUAGAGGCAGCGGUCAGUGUGGAGUGGGAGACCCAGUCGGACACAGCCAUUGCCAUGGGUAACAGUUAAUAUCAUUACAUCCACACUACACAAUCCAGUGGCAAUUUCCGUUCCGAGUCUGUGUUCACGUGUUUACCAUGAUAUACAGUGAUUAUACUACUCUAUUUUCAGAGGGGAAUCUUCCAGUGAUGGCAGUGUAUCAGAUCUUCCCAGAGACCCCCACCUCAAGCUGGUGUUCCCUGGCUGAGGGCGCCUCUCCUCUAGCCAUGAGGUUGGACAGGCCCUCCCCUGGCGGCUCCACCCAGACCCGCGCCACUCUGUACAGGUGGCAGGGGGUGUUGGUGCCUAUACAGGUAAUCUAGUUCAAGUUCAGUUUUUUUUACUAACCACAUUGCAGUCAUAGACAAUGAAAUACAUGGAUAUGGACUAACAUCAGAAAAUAAACAAUUACACAUCAUUUAGAUGAGAAGACUCAAAGGAUCUUAUUCAUUAGGUGGCAGAGGUAGGGUAUUUGUUGUUUCAGUCCUGGUGUGUGGAACAGAGAGGAGGUGCGUGCUGCGGGUGGUUCUGCCUAUCACUUCUCCUCUACAGGCAGUUAACCAGUCACAGAAAGGGGACUUGUAGAGAGAUAUGUACUUCAUCUGAACAUUAGCUUAUGUGUAGAGUCAGAGAUCAAAGGUCAAACUGCAUAGUUGAACUACAUAGGAGGCAAAGAAGGAAGAAGGGGUAGGAAUGAACAUGGGAAGGAAAACAUAAACCACCAACCCAUAAUGCUUUUAGGUAACUGCCUUACUUUGUGUUGCAUCCACAUAUGCAUAAGUCAAUAUCAUGAUCACUCAUGAUCGCAAAUGUAUGAUGUCUCUCUCUCUUCCUCUCUCUCUCUCUCUCUCUCUCUCUCUCUCUCGCUCUCUCUCUCUCUCUCUCUCUCUCUCUCUCUCUCGCUCUCUGAAUCUCUUGUGUUUUCAGUCGGUGAGGAUCCAGGACCCUAGUGUGUGUGUGGGCUUCUCUGUGAACGGCUCGUCCUAUGUAGCGAUCACACACGGAGGCCACUCGGACUCCCCUGCUGUCAACCUCAGCCUGUUCAGAGUGCAGCCGGACCUCAACCUUACACUGGUGAAGCCCCUCACUUCUUUGGCUUGACCGUUGUCUAUUCAUUUGGGGUCCUAAUGAUUUGUUUUCUACCUGUUAAGAUGAUGCAAGAUCUACAUAGUAAUCAAUCACUCAUUGGCCUUAUGUUCCUAUGAUAAGUUCUUUAUGACAGGCACUCAAUGGCAGUGGCAUUAUGUUGAGUAUUGUAUUAAUUUCAUUCAAAUUCAAACAUUUCCCCCUAGGAACAAACGUUGGCUGUUGAAGCUCUUGAUGUCAAACACUUCUCCGUUGAAAAAAGAGACUACUUGAUUGCCUCGAGCCUGGUGAGUUUGGAGGGUAAAAUGAACAUGACUUGCCAUAACCUGUGAGGCAUACCGGUACAGUACUACACAGGUGUCAUAGAUCAUGAUAUCCUCAUGCACCACAUUACUAUUGUCAUUCAAAUCAAAACGCCCAAUGGAUAGAGUUCACACCACCUGGAGUUGAUUUUGACCAGCUAGUAGCUAACUCUUCCUGUUUCUACCAGGUGUUCGUUCGGACUGGAAGUACCUUUUCUGUCCAUCAGAGCCUGGAGCUUCAGGGUGUCCUCAGUGUGUCUCUGUUCUCCCACGGGACCAGUCUCUACCUGGCUGCCUGUGUGGGGAGAGAGACUGAGGAUGCCUGUGUACUGUUCCAGUGGAGUGAAGGACACUUCCAGAACCCCAGGCCUCUGCCUGUCAGCAGCAGAGCUCAACAAGUGGAGUCCCUCACCAUGGGAGCAGACAUUCUCCUAUUGGUCGUCACUGAAGGUGACCUCACGUGACCUCCUCUACGAACCAUGCCCUUUGUAACCUCUGUAUUUGUGUUUGCAAUCAAUGAUCUUCUAUGUUGACGUUUUGCUACAGGGCCAUUUUGUUGUCACUCAGUGUGCUCUGUAAUGGAGUAUGUGGUGCAGAGAUGGUGUACUCCAGUUAUGAUACGUAAGGCAUAGUUCAUGUGUCCUCAGUCCACUGAAGACAAAACAUGAUCUGUAUGCACAGAUGGGAGGGAGUAAGGCGCCAAAAGUCCUAAUGUAUAUUGGAGCAUGUAUUUAUGGAUGUUUUGAUGAAACACCAAGGACCACUAUCCACAUAAGUGAAGUAGGGAGGCUCUAUGCUGUGAGUUUACUGGACGGCUCACAGUAAUAGGCCAUAGGGAAACCACAGGCAGGCUCAGGGGGUGUAAUUUAUAGUAGUUGGGUGUGUCAGCCUGGCCCAUGCUUAACAUAACCGCCUCGUGAAAGAAUAGAGUGCCAACAUAAAGCUCUGUGUGCGUGUGUGGGUGGGUGCGUUCAUCCGUGUUCCUAUCCUCAGGUUCCCCUCCCUCCUGUGAGGUGUUUGUAUGGGGACCCCAGCAGCAGUUCCCCCAGCACAGCCAGUCUAUCCCCCACCCUGGCCUGGGCUCUGUCCACCCCUUCACCCUACCCUCAGGGAUCAGUGAGUACACGCACACACACUGAUGGUCAACUUUCUUCACACGGGUCAACUCAGAGACCCUUAAGUAUUAUCGUUCAAUCAAUAUUAUCAGAGUUGCCACUGAUUAUGACGAUCAUGAAGAUGGUGAUGACAAUGAUGAUUAUAAUGAUGAUUAUAAUGAUGAUUAUAAUGAUGAUUAUAAUGACGACAACCAUGUUAAUUCAAAGACACCUAAGUACGUGAUGCUUAUUCAAAGCAACUUACAGUCAUGCGCGCAUUUUAUGUAUGGGUGGUCUUGGGAAUUGAACCCACUACUCUGGCAUUACAAGUGCCUUGCUUUACCAACUGAGCUACAAAGGACCAUUUAUUCUCAAUGACAACUCUUUAACAUUUGUAGUCUUAUCCCGGUUUCACCACUAAAGAUCUGUCUCUGUUUCUCCCUCUGUGUCUCUCUUAGCCCAUGUCCUGCUGGCGGGGAGGAAUGGCUCAGCGCUGUACUCCUGGAGGUCUGACAUCAGCCUGUUUGCCAUGGUGCUCAGGUCUCCUCCAGCCUCUCACUUCCUCUCUCUCCCUCUCCCCUACUUCAACACCACCAAGAGCCUCAUAGCAGCCACCGAGCCCUCAGGCUCCACCCUGUAUGAGCUCACCACGGUCUCCAACCACUCUGACUACAUACCCAGGUACGUAUGUGCCCCACUGUUCCCACGCUAACCCAUCACAUUCUGACCAGAGGUAUUGAUCAUUAGUUUGAUCAGACUUUGUGCAAAUAGUCAUUUGCGUUGUUUCGUUGUCACAUGAGUCUGUUGUUGCUCCCCCUUCGUUCUUCGUGGUUGUCUUCUCUGACCAUUGUCCGUUUGCUCUCUGCCGCCACACUCUCAGCUAUGGCGAGUUGCGUUUCGCGCCCGGUGACCGGGAGAUGGAGAUUGCGGUGAACAUCAUCGACGACGAUGCCCCGGAGGAGGAAGAACAGUUCCGGGUGGGCCUGAAAAAUCCCAAGGGAGGGGCUGAGAUUGGCUUUGGUGGUCAGAUGACCGUGCUUAUUCCAACCAAUGACGACGCCUAUGGAGUCAUAGGCUUCGCACAGGUAUCCUCCUCUGUUGCUUAACUGUGAUUCACAGUGCAUUUCAAAUUAGGUUUUUGUCACUUGCAUUUAUAUAUUUAUAAAUAUAUAUGUGUUCAUGUUUUUGUUAAUUGGUGUUCCAAUACAUUUGAAUGGUAAAAUCUCUAUGAUAUUACACACUGAUGUUGCCUGUCUCCAGGCCUCUCUAACUGUGGAAGUAGAGGAGUUGGCGCAGAGCAACCCUAUCUCUCUGAGUGUUGAGAGGAGGAGAGGGACCUUCGGCAGACUGACCGUCCACUGGGCAGCCAACGGCAGUCUGGAAGACAUCUUUCCCACGUCAGGAGUGGUGAGGCUCUCUCUCUGUCUUAUCUCUUUCACUGUUAACUUAGAGAAAAUGUAGAAAGAGAGAAAUAGAAUAAAUACAAAACAACUUAUUGAUGUGAAAUUUACAAUUUAGUUCAUUAGUUCAUUGGUUUUGAAUUAACUUCCUGGAUUGGCUGAGCUACAGAGGAACUGACAUCAUCCACCCUCAACUGUUCUCGAUCUCAGGUGACGUUUUCUGAGGGCCAGGUGGUGGCUACCAUCUUUAUGACCGUGGUAGUGGACAGCGUUCCUGAGCUGAGGGAGAGGGUCACCCUUACCCUUAUGGAUGUCACCACGGUGGGCCUAGACCAGCCCUCCAGGGGGGCGCUCAUUGACCCACAGAGGGCACAGGCCCUCCUCACCAUCCUGCCCAACGGCUCGCCCUACGGGGUGAUAGGCUGGCACCUGGACUCCCAGUACCUCCACACACAGGAGCCCCAGAGUAAGAGGCCAGCUGUUUAGAUUGACUUAAAAAUAUAUAUAUAUUAAUGUAUUCAUACAGGUAAAAAAUAUGUUCAAAUGUGGAUAGUUAAGAACAAUACAUAUACAAACAUCUUACACAUCAAGGACAACAAAAAGCCAUAUUUGAACCAUGUCUACUUUUAAAGCUACUGAAGUGUUUGGUUACUUGUCUAAAGUGUAUGGUAGGUUGUAAUGAGUGGUCACAACUUGAUUUGACAAGCGCUAUGACAUUGGUAGGACAAAUUUCUACUCCUUAUCCAAAUAGUUUCUGUCCUUGCGCAGGCUGUAAGGUUUACGUCUGUUGCCUAACGCUCCUUGUCCUUGUUUGCCUCUGCUUUCACCUCAGAAAGUCCCACUAACGUCACCCUCACCAUUGUGAGAGAGCAGGGAGCAUCUGGGGAGGUGGCAGUGCACUACCAGACCAGACCGGCCCUGUCCCGGCCCCCCUCCAACCAGGCCAGCGCCCCACAGGACUACACACCCCGGGAGGACACCGUCAUCAUGAAGGAGCAUGCCACCGUGGCCCUCGUCACCAUCACUAUCCUGCCGGUACGAAAAUAAUACAAUAUUACUUUAUCGACAAACAAUCACCAAGUGUCAUCCUGGGACGCCUGAGGACAGUACGGUAGAAUCCGCUCUACUUUCCCCUCUUUUCCUCUCCUCUUCUGUCCUCUCUUUACCUCUCCUCUCCCACCCAAGCAGUGUGGUUCUAGAUUGGUUCAGCAGACACCCGGGCUUUCUGCCUGUUCUGGGUGUUUUCUGCCUACAGCUAAGAUCCAUACCAGGCCUAAAACCACCAGUGCUGGGCCUGCCACCGAGGAAACCCACUACUUAUCUCCCGUCACCCCAGAAUAGAUCCGGUCCCAGUAAAUUGCAGUGCUGAGUCGCUAUUUUAACCUCCACUAAUGUUAACUAUUAUUGUGUUUUGUUUAGACUGAGAGGAAGCUUGAAAACAAGGAAUUGAUUUCUAUGUGCUCUCAAACUGCCAGCAUUUAUUAAGGUGGUUUUUGAGAGUAAGUGGAACAAGGACAUGCUUAGUAGUUCAUUUCUGUGGGUUGUGUGUGUGUGUGUGUUUGUGUGUGUGUGUGUGUGUGUGCAUGCGUGCAUGUGUGCGAAUGCGUGCGUGCAUGUGAAUGCGCACUUGCGUAUCCCCAGGACGAGGCUCCGGAGCUGGCUGAGAGUUUCCUGGUGAACAUCACAGGCGUGGAGCUGGUGGGGGGGUUGACAGGGGCGGGCCAGCCCAGUGUGAAGAGGCCUGGCAUGGAGGUGGCUGAGGUCACUAUCCAGGAGAACGACGACCCACGGGGGGUCCUGCAGUUCAGCGUUUCACAGGUCAACCAGAAAAAACAUUACACUACUCCCUCCUCAUACGUUAGCAAUGCUGCUGAAGUAUAACACUCCAUUCCUUUCUAUAGUGUCUCACAACACAUUACAACAGUAACUACAUGAUGCUAGGGUUUAGAGAUGAUCUGAAAGCUCUAUCCAAAGAAUGAAUAAAUACAAAUAGGUAUUUUAACCCUAUUCAAGUGUUAAUGCUUCAACAAUGUUUCUGUAUCGGCUUCUUAGGAAGAGUCCGGAGGGGUCCUGGCCUAUGAGGUGCCCCCGCCCGGGAACCUCCUCCGCCUACCUGUGGUGCGAUUGGCUGGCAGGACUGGGAGAGUGGUGGUGUACUGGGAGGCUCAGACAAUCACUGCCAGCCUCAAUGACUUCAUUCCUGCUUCUGGGAAUAUCACCUUUCAAGAUGGCCAGGUAAUGUGAUUAAAACUAGGGCCAGAGAGUUUCUCCGGUUAGGUUACGUAGUUAGUUAAGUUAGGUCACUCUCACUAUGAUCCACUCGGUCUAGUUGAGCUUCUAUGAAGAAUAAGUGGCUUGUAUUCCUCAGGUAAAAAACUCUGGUUCUGUUUGCAGGGAGAAGCCUUUAUUGACAUCAGCAUCAUGGAUGACACAGAGGUGGAGUCUGCAGAGCGCUUCGGUGUGACUCUAAUGCGUGUGAUUGGUGGAGCCAGACUGGGCGAGAGGACCUCUGUGACCAUCACCAUCCCCCCCAACGAUUCACCGCUGGGCCACUUUGGCUUCCAAGAGCAGACUGUGAGAGACCCAACAUAUUUCCCUACAAAGGAUGAAUACAGUUGUAUUACCCAAUCAAAUACAACUUUAUUAUAAACCAUUAUUAUGCUAAACAAACUAAUCUCCUUUCAGGUCACUAUCAGUGAGCCAGCGUUCACUAGUGACCCAGCUGCCAUGGCAACGCUGACAGUGUUGCGCAGUGCGGGAGGAGAGGGGGCGGUGACACUGGUGUGGCGCCUGGAGGACGCGGCCCGGGAUGACCUUUCACCUCUCAACGGAACACUGGUCUUCAGUGAGGUCAGUAGGGGGUGGGGCUAGGGUGGCCAAAGGGGAAGAUUUGAGCAAGUCAGUUGACAAUGUUUUGCUCUGCUUGGUAAUAAUUGAUGCUAAAUGUACAGUAGUUUGUUGAGAAGACACUGAUGUGAGACUUUGUGAACCUCAGACAGAGUUGAGGAAAACGUUGGGGAUCCGGGCUCUGGCUGACGCUUUGUUGGAGGGAGACGAGAGCUUCAAUAUCCAGCUCCUGGCUGCCAAGAGUGGUGCUGUCAUCGACCCCAUUAACGGUCAGUAUCUUUGGGCUUCCUCACUGUGUUUAAACACACAUACAGUCUCUGGUCUAUGGAGAGGGGAGGAAUGAAUUUGCCCCUAGAAGCUGAUCUGAGAUCAGUUUGUCAUUUUCAAUCCUAAUGGUUACAGUUAGGAUUGGGGGAGAGUAAGCUGGUUCUAGAUCUGUCCCUAGAGGCAACCUCUACCUGGGGUGUGUAUAAGGAGCACCAGUGAAGGGCAUUAGACUGAACUGUGUCCCCUGGGUUGGUGUGUGUCUUUAGGGUUGGCCACCAUCACCAUCCAGGGAGACCGUGCAGCCCUGGGAAUGGUGGGCAUCGCUGAGGCUUCCAGGAACGUCCUGAUAGGAGAACCUCAGGGAAACUAUAAUGGGACUGCUUUGAUCAGGUACAUUUAGCUAAAUUUCCUUUCGUAAGAUAGCUGGGGGCAAAGUCAUUCAUAUUCAUGAGUUACGUCAGGUGAUUAGUUAAUCCUUCUGGGUGGGUGUGAUGUCACAGGGAUGCGCUUGAGGAGGAAUAAUGGUCUGGGGCUCUUUUUUUCAUGGUUCGGGCUAGGCCCCUUAUUUCCAGUGAAGGGAAAUCUUAACGCUACAGCAUACAAUGACAUUCUAGACGAUUAUGUGCUUCCAACUUUGUGGCAACAGUUUAGGAAAGGCCCUUUCCUGUUUCAGCAUGACAAUGCCCCCGUGCACAAAGCGAGGUCCAUACAGAAAUGGUUUGUCGAGAUCGGUGUGGAAGAACUUGACUGGCCUGCACAGAGCCCUCAACCCCAACGAACACCUUUGGGAUGAAUUGGAACGCAGACUGCGAGCCAGUCCUAAUCGCCCAACAUCAGUGCCAGACCUCACUAAUGCUCUUGUGGCUGAAUGGAAGCAAGUCCCCGCAGCAAUGUUCCAACAAAAAUAAAUAAUAAAUAAUGUAUGCACUCACUAACUGUAAGUCGCUCUGGAUAAGAGCGUCUGCUAAAUGACUAAAAUGUAAAUGUAAAUGUAGUGGAAAGCCUUCCCAGAAGAGUGGAGGCUGUUAUAGCAUCAAAGUGGGGACCAACUCCAUAUUAAUGCCAAGGGGGACCAACAAUGAGAUGUUCGACGAGCAGGUGUCCACAUACCUUUGGUCAUGUAGUGUAGCUACAUUUCAGUCAAUAGCUAUCCUUCUAAAUGCUGUGGUCACAGCGUUGCUAGCUGAGCUGUUUAUAAGAAAUUGGCUGAUGUGACUCAAACCCUGUAGCUAGCUAACAAGCCCUCCUCUGCGACAAAGUUAGGUUGCGGGAAUAUUAGAUAUGUAUUUUGAUUUUAAGAUAACUGUCAUUGAAGUUGGUGGUUACUACUGAUUUUAGGGUUAUCACUAAUUACCACAGCUACAAGGUCAAGUUUUAGAUCCUAGGUUUGUGUUUUGGUAAGGGCUCGGAGUGAUGUCACGCCCCCUAUAAGGCUCAACCAAUCACCCAAUGGAUAAUAAUGACUUUGCCUCAGGCUAUCCUACGAAAGGGAAUUCCGCGUGCAGUUACACACACAUAUCACUGCUAAGGGGGAAGCCUCUUUGUAAAGCACAUUUUGUUCAUGGGACAUAAUAUUGCUGUUGUGCUAUUGAGAAAAGCAUACUCUUAUUUUGGUUGAUAAGAGGUCAAUGAAAUGUAUGUUGUAAUGAUGAAGUUCUGUGUGUGCGCGUGCACGUGCGUUCGUGCGUGUGUUGUAGCCUUGUUCGAGGCCCAGGCAUCUUCGGAGAGAUCCAGGUGUACUGGAACAUCACUCCUGCUGUGGCCUCUGAGUUUGAGGAGCUGUCUGGUGUGGUGACCAUGCGAGACAGACAGUCUGCAGCCACCAUCCGCCUUAAGGUAUGACAACCACAUUUAACGCAUAUGCUGUCCGUCUCUGACUAUGGAAUAUAUUCAUCACUGUGAUCUUAUCUUAUCUUAACAUACAGUAUCUUAUGUUAUUGUACCUCAUCCUAUUAGGAAGUGAAAAUGAAUGCAAAAUGAAUAUUUCCCAAUACAUCUGUGAAACUGAAUACUAGUGUGAAGUGAUGUAGCCUAUCGGCCAUUCAUUUUCAAUAGUAUCUUAGUGUGGAUGUUGGGACAGAGGCUGAAGGGAGUGGUGUUUGUUGUUGCUGUUUCAGGCGCUGGAUGAUGACACGGCGGAGGAGCGGCGUGUGUACCAGCUGACCCUGACUUCAGUCACGCCAGGGGCGGAGAUCAGCCCCUCGGCCCAGUGGGCCACAGUCACCAUGGCAGCCAGUGACCUCCCCUACGGCCUGUUCUCCUUCCCCCAGGGCCUCGUCAGGGCCUCUGAGGAGGAGGGCAAGGUGAGAGAGCCAGGACAGUCCGGGGCCAUGAUCAAAAACAUCCACCGUGUUGAAAUGCGCUAGAGGACGUCUACAUGACUAUUGCUGCCCUAUCAGAGCCUGAGAACAGGCUGACCUGUCCUAUCCGAGGGAGGGCGGGUAAGGGAGGGCGAGAUUAGGGAGGGAGUGAGGGAUCAAUAGAGUGGUUGAAAGUCAGAAGUGGCAUGAAAGUCAUUCGGCUUACUAUGAUGCAGCCUUGACAAAUUGCCAUUCAGUUGAUGAUAUGGCCGCCUGCUUCCCCCCCCCCCACCCUUCUCUCCCUUCUCUUCUCAGGUCAAUGUGACAGUGGUGCGUUCCAUGGGCACGUUUGGGAGUGUGUGGGUGACCUACCAGACAGCAGGCAGUGUAGCGGUCAGUGGAGUGGACUUCACCGAGGCCUCGGGGAGCCUGCUUUUCAGCCCAGGCCAGACCACACGUGAUGUCACAUUGAGUAUCGAUGAUGACGACCUCCCAGAGGGGCCUGAGGAGUUCUACCUCAACAUCACCACAGUGGAGCUCCUCAAUGACAGGUAGGUGGACCCUAGACACUAAUCUAGAGUCAGUUCUGAGGUUUCUCCCCCCAGUUAAGAUUAGAAGUGUUGGGGAGGGAAAGCUGAUCCUAGAUCUGUUCCUGUUGGUGUGGGGUUUUGGGGUAUGAGUGGGAGGAGAAUCCCAACCUUGGUCAAUAAUUUAAUGACCUCUGUCACCCUCCUGUGAUCAGUACUGUGAACUUCACUGUAAGCGUGGAAGGUGUUGGUCUCUGGGGUGCGAGUGGUGUAAUGGAGGGUAAACGCACGUAAACACUGUUUACCUACCUUUUGCAGAAAAAUGCAUUGAAAGUAUAGAGAGUGUUACUUUAUUCACUGCGAACUGCAAUCAGCAUCUACCCACUUAUUUUUUGGACUGUUGUGUUGUCUCUGACCUCUGUCGCCCUCCUGUGGUCAGUACUGUGGAAUUCAGCGUGAGGGAGCAUGGCCUGCAACGAGACCAGCCUCCAGCCAUCGGCAACAUCUCCUCCAUCAUGAUCGUCAUCCAGAAGAAUGACAACGCUGAGGGUAUUCUGGAGUUCCUCCCUGACUAUGUCAACAUCACAGGUCAGCCUCUAAGCCUCUAACACGUUGACACUAUUCAACAUAGCUAUUAGAACAUAAGGCAUCACUUUAGGAAAUGUCAUCUCAUCCUUUUAAUAUGACGUGAAUAUGCAUAAUAGAGGGAUUCUGAGGGUGGUGAUUGGAUGAAUGCAAUAGGAAAGGAGUACUACAGUAAAUGCAGUGUUACAUUUGACAUAUGUGACUGAAUUCAGGAAGGUGAACCUAUGUCAAAUGUUCAAGAUUGGCUUUUUUCACAUUUUAUAUAAAUACAGACUCAGAGCUUCAAAAUGAUAUAUAAUACACUGCAGUUGAGGGAAACAUGGGAAAGUGAUGCUUCUUUGAAAUUUGAGACACUUGUUAUUCCACUUUGGAGACAAGUAGGAGAACAAUGACGUUCACACCCUCUUAAGCCUUAGUCACACCUGUCUCUUUAAUAAUUCAAAUGUCACCGCAUGAGUCAACAUGGUAUUGUCCUUCAGAAAGUAGUGUCCCUAUUAUUCCCCUCCAUUAUCUCAGCCAAUCAUGGAUCCUGCCUUUCUCCCUAUAGCUCGUCAUUAUUUAGUUUCAUUCAUAUUUACCAGUGGAGGCUCCUCAGAGGAGGAAGGUUAGGACCAUCCUCCUCAGUGAAUUUCAUAACAAUACAAAUAUUGAAACAUUUAAAAAGUGAUCCUUUUUAGGUCAAACUAUACUAAAUAUAUUCCAUGUCACCAAAUAAUUGAUUACAACACACUGUUUUGCAAUGACGGUCUACAGUAGCCUCAGCAGUACUCUGUAGGGUAGCACCAUGGUGUAGCCGGAGGACAGCUAGCUUCUGUCCUCCUCUGGGUACAUUGACUUCAAUACAAAACCUAGGAGGCUCUUGGUUCUCACCCCCUUCCAUAGACUUACACAGUAAUUAUGACAACUUCCGGAGGACGUCCUCCAACCUAUCAGAGCUCUUGCAGCAUGAACUGACAUGUUGUCCACCUAACCAAAGGAUCAAAGAAAGAAUCUAGUACUGAAAGCAUAAGCUAUAGCUAGCUAGCAAUGCAGUACAUAAAAUGUGGUGAUGAGUUGACUCAAAGAGAGAGAAAGACAAUAGUUGAACAGUUUUUAACAAAUUAAUUUCUUCCAAAAUUAAGGAGAAGCAGGAGAGAGAGAGAGCUAGCUAUUUUUGGUAUGUAUUUUUUUUAACUUUCACUAAAUGCAGCUAGCUAGUUUAGCCUACUCAAACACCUGGCUCAAACAGAGAGGGAUGCUGUUAGCUAGCUAGAUAUGGCUAUCCAACACAGGAACUCUUCCAAGUCACAGUAAGCUUUUGGUUUUAUUAAUUCGUUGCCACCGGGGCCCGCCGUGUGUAACUGGUAAACUGCUUUCUGACUGUACUCUGUAAUGCAUGAUUGUGGCGGGUUUACUAACAUGUUAGUUCUAGUAACUACAGUAUGUUGACUAUGAGGUGACAAUGAUGUAGGCUGUGCAUAGUGCUUAGCAGUCAUGAUAUGAAGGUUUGGCUUGGAAAGAUUUUUUCGCCUGGUCACAGACAGCUGAUGUGUCAUCCACUGAAGUCCACAAGCGAAGGGAAAAGAUGAGAGGAGGAGAGUGCGUAGAUAGUUGCUAGAAAUAAUUAUAUAUACAAGGAGCAAAGUGAUCGUGUUGUUUUUAUAUGGCUGCUAUGAAAGUGAACUGUGUUUGCGUCUGAUCAGGGGUGUAUUCAUUCAGCCGAUUCUGUUGAAUUUUUUUUCUUAAACUGAAGCAAACGGAACGGGGAUAAACAUACCUGAACUUGUCCAAUAUAAACUCUCAUUUGCAACUGUUGGACUAAUGAUUACACCCUAGAUCAGCUAGAUGCAGGUAAGAGUGUGCAAGGCGGUAUUGAAUAUGUCACUGUCUGUCACCUUGAUUACUCAAAAUGCUCUCGACCUGUGCAGCUACAUUGUAAACUUUCAUUCAUAGGCUAGGUUGUAGCGACUUCAUGAUGGGUACAGGUAAAAUUAGAGUAUCAUGUAGUAUCCGAAACCUAUCGAUGUUACAUUGAGCUGGGUGAAUGGAAUAUGAAUGACAGUCAUCCAAUACGCUGUAAUAGAAAUACAGUGGGGGAAAAAAGUAUUUAGUCAGCCACCAAUUGUGCAAGUUCUCCCACUUAAAAAGAUGAGAGAGGCCUGUAAUUUUCAUCAUAGGUACACGUCAACUAUGACAGACAAAAUGAGAAAACAAAAUACAGAAAAUCACAUUGUAGGAUUUUUUAUGAAUUUAUUUGCAAAUGAUGGUGGAAAAUAAGUAUUUGGUCACCUACAAACAAGCAAGAUUUCUGGCUCUCACGGACCUGUAACUUCUUCUUUAAGAGGCUCCUCUGUCCUCCACUCGUUACCUGUAUUAAUGGCAUCUGUUUGAACUUGUUAUCAGUAUAAAAGACACCUGUCCACAACCUCAAACAGUCACACUCCAAACUCCACUAUGGCCAAGACCAAAGAGCUGUCAAAGGACACCAGAAACAAAAUUGUAGACCUGCACCAGGCUGGGAAGACUGAAUCUGCAAUAGGUAAGCAGCUUGGUUUGAAGAAAUCAAUUGUGGGAGCAAUUAUUAGGAAAUAGAAGACAUACAAGACCACUGAUAAUCUCCCUCGAUCUGGUGCUCCACGCAAGAUCUCACCCCGUGGGGUCAAAAUGAUCACAAGAACGGUGAGCAAAAAUCCCAGAACCACACGGGGGGACCUAGUGAAUGACCUGCAGAGAGCUGGGACCAAAGUAACAAAGCCUACCAUCAGUAACACACUACGCCGCCAGGGACUCAAAUCCUGCAGUGCCAGACGUGUCCCCCUGCUUAAGCCAGUACAUGUCCAGGCCCGUCUGAAGUUUGCUAGAGUGUAUUUGGAUGAUCCAGAAGAGGAUUGUGAGAAUGUCAUAUGGUCAGAUGAAACCAAAAUAGAACUUUUUGGUAAAAACUCAACUCGUCGUGUUUGGAGGACAAAGAAUGCUGAGUUGCAUCCAAAGAACACCAUACCUACUGUGAAGUAUGGGGGUGGAAACAUCAUGCUUUGGGGCUGUCUUUCUGCAAAGGGACCAGGACGACUGAUCCGUGUAAAGGAAAGAAUGAAUGGGGCCAUGUAUCGUGAGAUUUUGAGUGAAAACCUCCUUCCAUCAGCAAGGGCAUUGAAGAUGAAACGUGGCUGGGUCUUUCAGCAUGACAAUGAUCCCAAACACACCGCCCGGGCAACGAAGGAGUGGCUUCGUAAGAAGCAUUUCAAGGUCCUGGAGUGGCCUAGCCAGUCUCCAGAUCUCAACCCCAUAGAAAAUCUUUGGAGGGAGUUGAAAGUCUGUGUUGCCCAGCGACAGCCCCAAAACAUCACUGCUCUAGAGGAGAUCUGCAUGGAGGAAUGGGCCAAAAUACCAGCAACAGUGUGUGAAAACCUUGUGAAGACUUACAGAAAACGUUUGACCUGUGUCAUUGCCAACAAAGGGUAUAUAACAAAGUAUUGAGAAACUUUUGUUAUUGACCAAAUACUUAUUUUCCACCAUAAUUUGCAAAUAAAUUCAUUAAAAAUCCUACAAUGUGAUUUUCUGGAUUUCUUUUUCUCAUUUUGUCUGUCAUAGUUGACGUGUACCUAUGAUGAAAAUUACAGGCCUCUCUCAUCUUUUUAAGUGGGAGAACUUGCACAAUUGGUGGCUGACGAAAUACUUUUUUCCCCCACUGUAAGGCCAUGCUCGUUUAGAAAAAAUCAUCCUCCCUCAUCUUAAAUGGCCCCGACAGCCACUGAUAUUUACAGAUCCCAUACAAGUUUGUAAAGGCAUUUCUGCUAAAAGAAAUACAAAAAAAUUCAAAUGGACACAUAUUGGCUCAGUUUAAAAUGGCACCCUAUGGUCCUGCGGACAGGGGCGUCAUUUCAGCUAAACCUAGGGUAUGGCAAAGUGUCGUCAUCAGUCUCUUUUUCUUUUUCAAGUGUUCUACUCUGCUAGCCAGUACUUUGCCUAAAACAGGUGUGCAUUUCUUCCGCCUCUAGCACUAACACACUUGAUUCAACUACUCAACUCAUCCUUAAGCCUUUGAUUUUAAUCAGGUGUGUUACCAGGAUUGAGAAACACUGCCCUAUAUAGUGCACUACUUUUGACCAGAGCCCCGUAGGUGCCAUUUCACUCUACUGUGUCCUCUUCUCUCCUUUCUGUUGUCUCCAGUGGAGGAGGAUGUGGGCAGUGUGUCUAUUCUGGUGGUGAGGAGGGUGGGUUACUACGGCCUGGUCACGGCAGAUUACAUAUCCAGGGGCCUGACGGCCAGCCCCGGCCUGGACUACAGCCUGGCCAACGGCUCGCUCACCUUCCUCCACGGCCACAACACCAGUCACAUCAACGUGACCAUCAUAGAUGACCAGGACAGGUGAGUCGGUCUGUCUGUCUGUCUGUGUCACGGUUUCGGCCGAGGCUGCUCCUUCUCCUUGUUCGGGCAGGCUUCGGCGGUCGUCGUCUCCGGAGUACUAGCUGCCACCGUUCUAUGUUUCAUGUUCGUUUGGUUUUGUCUCUUUGUAACACCUGUCCCUUGUUUGUGUUUGAUUGUGUUCCCUAUUUAGUUUCGUGUGUUUGGGUCAGGUGUUAUGCGUGAUUGUUUAUUUGUCAGCCUGCCUCCGAGGAGUUUGUAUCUCUCGUUGUUGUAUUUUUCGAGAGUUCGCACUGCGUGCGCUUUUCUUGUUUUUUCCGCACUGUGUUUGUGCGUAAUUGUUCGCGCCGCCCGGUUGGGUUGGCGACUCAUUGUUCCUGUGUUGGACCUUACUAAAGUCUGUUGAAGUCAUCCUUGUUCCUGCGCUUGAUUCCUUUCACUCAUCCACACACAGCACUCUGACAGUCUGAUCACCUAGGCCUGCUGCUCUGCUAAUCACCUAUAUACUGUUGAUGUUGUCCUCUCCCAGGCACAAAUUCUCUGGAGUAAAGUUGAAUAGUUUUGACAUGAUGAAGUGAUUUAUUUGCUUUGGUACCUGGAUUGUGUCGUUCUUUGAUCAUGGUAUUGCUGCACAUAGAAAUUGUUUGAUAAUUCUACUAUGAUGCCGGAUGGGUAUAACUGUUGUGAAAGAGGUGUAAAGCCCGGUUCAUAUACAACAGCCGAGGCGAGACGGUUUCAUGCAGUUUUAGAACAAAGUUUGCUUGAUCUGAACGUUCUAGUUUUAGAAUGCCUCAUGUCGGCUGCUGGCGUUUCCAACGUUCAACAUGUCAAAUCUUAGCAAAAGACUUGCGACGAGACGGAUCAGAGAACAGUGUGCUGAAGUUCUGUGUUUAACCAAGCAGACAGCUAGCCAACUAUUCUGCUGCAGUUAGCUUGCUGAUAUUUCUCUGACAAGUCACAACCAUAGAGAAUGAUGGAGGCCUCUAGUGGCCAAAAGGCUGUUUUAGCAUGGGCAGCGCCAUUGAGGGCUAAAGUUCAAUGUGUUUCCAUCGCAUUUUCAACUCUACCGAUAGUUUUGUCACAAAAACUGUUGCGUUAAAUAACAAAUGUGCCUACUCUGGUCAUGGAAUCUGCGCUCUAGCCAACAGCUCGCAGAUACAGUGUGGGUAGGCUGUGCGGGUAGGCUGUGCGGGUAGGCUGUGCGGGUAGGCUAGUCUACAUGAUGAGAUUAUUAUGGAUAAGAGCGAGAAUAUGUUUAUUUGUCAAACGGCAGUCAAGAGUUUCUAUAAAAAAAAAUAUGUGAACAUAGAGACACCAGUAAUGAGCAUGUCGGAACUCUUCUUCCAGAGAGUAUGCCGAGAUGUUUGAGAUCCAGCUGUCCAGUGCCACGGGCGGAGCCAUACUGGGGACUCAUUUGGUCGCCAGUAUUACCAUCGCCAAGAGCGACUCACCCAACAGCGUGGUCCGUUUCCUGAACGAGAGCGUGAUCACCCUGGUGAACCCCAACAGCACCCUGAGGCUCAGCCUGCUCCUGGAGAGGGUGGGCGGGCUAGUGGGCGACACUACGGUAAGCCUACUGGGACCGUCCCCUUCCUCUGUGUCUGGUCUCUCUCUCUCUCCCUCCUCUUGCUAGCACAGGAGGCUGGUGAGGGGAGGAUGGCUCAUAAUAAUGGCUAGAAUGGAAUGGUAUCAAACACAAGGAAGCCAUGUGUUCGAUGUGUCAAUAUCAUUACAUUCAUUACAUUCCAGCCAGAAUUCCAGCUAUUACUAUGAGCCUGUCCUCCCCAAUUAAGGUGCCACCAGCCGCCUGUACUCGCUAGGCCUAUAGACAUCUAAGCAACUUUCGGGCCAGUUUCCCGGACACAGACUAAAAUGUAUGCUCAAUGGAGAAUCUCCAGUGAAAGUACUUUUUAGUUCAGGACGAGCCUGAAUCUGUGUUCGGGAAACCGACCACUAGUGUAUAACCACCAUGAUUUGUCUCUCUGACCCCGUAGUACAAGAGCAUGUUCACCAUCGUCAUUUCUCUGCCAGAUAGAUGUCCAUCACUCAUUCUAAGUUGCUAAACUUAAUGACACUGUAAUGUUAUUAGCCUACAGUGCCUUCAGAAAGUAUUCACACCCCUUGACUUAUUCCACAUUUUGCUGUGUUACAGCCUGAAUUUAAAAUUGAUUAAUUGAGAUUUUUUGUCACUGGCCUACACAAAGUGAAAUUAUGUUUGUCUUUUUUUAAAUCUUUUUUUUUUAAUGAAAAGCUGAAAUGUCUUGAGUCAAUAAGUAUUCAACCCCUGUGUUAUGGCAAGCGUAAAUAAGUUAAGGAGAAAAAAAGUGCUUAACAAGUCACAUAAUAAGUUGCACUCUGUGUGCAAUAAUAGUGUUUAACAUGAUUGUUUAAUGACUACCUCAUCUCUAUACCCCACACAUACAAAUAUUAGUGUGAGUGAAAAGAAGAAAGCCUGUACAGAAUACAAAAAUUGUUUUCUUGGUGACUAUGGUCCCAGCUGCCUUGAGAUCAUUGACAAGAUCCUCCCGUGUAGUUCUGGGCUGAUUCCUCACCGUUCUCAUGAUCAUUGAAACUCCACGAGGUGAGAUCUUGCGUGGAGCCCCAGGCCGAGGGAGAUUGACAGUUAUUUUGUGUUUCUUCCAUUUGCAAAUAAUCGCACCAACUGUUGUCACCUUCUCACCAAGCUGCUUGGCGAUGGUCUUGUAACCCAUUCCAGCCUUGUGUAGGUCUACAAUCUUGUCCCUGACAUCCUUGGAAUGCUCUUUGGUCUUGGCCAUGGUGGAGAGUUUGGAAUCUGAUUGAUUGAUUGCUUCUGUGGACAGGUGUCUUUUAUACAGGUAACAAGCUGAGAUUAGGAGCACUCCCUUUAAGAGUGUGCUCCUAAUCUCAGCUCGUUACCUGUAUAAAAGACACCUGGGAGCCAGAAAUCUUUCUGAUUGAGAGGGGGUCAAAUACUUAUUUCCCUCAUUAAAAUGCAAAUCAAUUUCUAACAUUUUUGACAUGCGUUUUUCUGGAUUUUUUUGUUGUUAUUCUGUCUCUCACUGUUAAAAUAAACCUACCAUUAAAAUUAUAGACUGAUCAUUUCUUUGUCAGUGGGCAAACGUACAAAAUCAGCAGGGGAUCAAAUACUUUUUUCCCUCACUGUACUAAAGUAAUCCUGCAAUAAAUGUGGCAAAGCAAUUAACUUUUUGUCCUAAAUACAAAGUGUUAUGUUUAGGGCAAAUCCAAUACAACACAUUACUGAGUACCGCUCUCCAUAUUUUCAAGCACAGUGGUGGCUGCAUCAUGUUAUGGGUAUGCCUGUAAUCGUUAAGGACUGGGGAGUUUUUCAGGAUAAAAAAGAAAACGAAUGGAGCUAAGCACAGGCAAAAUCCUAGAGGAAAACCUGGUUCAGUCUGCUUUCCAUCAGACACUGGGAGAUGAAUUCACCUUUCAGCAGGACAAUAACCUAAAACACAAGGCCAAAUCUACACUGGAGUUGCUUACCAAGAAGACAGUGAAUGUUCCUGAGUGGCCGAGUUCAGUGGCGGCUCCUGAAAAAAUUCUCAGGAGGGGCAAUUUUUCUGAUGAUUUAGGUGACCUACACACAUUUAAAAAAAGAUAUGUCCAGCAACAACAUGAAGACAGGGGCAGCAUAUAAGUCAAUACCAGAAGCAUUUAUUGACUGAUCUGGGGAGAUGGAUUCCAGUUUCUGUGACAGAUUAUAAAUAAUCUCUGAUGCCUUUGUUAUAUUAGCUUUUGGUUGAAUGUACUGUCGUAGUAAAUAUAUAAUGUUAUAGCUUGGUCUGACUAAAAUCUUGUGCAUGACCCAUUUUGUGUUGGGCGUUUGUUUUCAAUCAAUGCUGUUCCUAUCCUAUAACAAUGGACAAAAGAGUCCUAUCUUGUCAGCCUUGUCAGCAGGUGGCCAAGGACAACACCCACGCCAUAGGUCUCUCAGUUCUUCCAACUCACGAGUUCUUGCUCUGAGGACACACACACACACACACACACACACACACAUCAUCACUGAUAACACACACACACACACACACAUCAUCACUGUUAAACACACACACACACACACACAAAAAUCCCCUCUCUUUAGGCUGAACAUUUGAAGACAGAGAACCCGACUCAGAGCCAAUGCAACAGUGGAGGGGACCUCGCCCAACUCAUCAGGACCAAUCAGAAGAUCAGAACUACUAGAUUCAACCUACAUCAUUUAUUGUAUUAAAUGUCUGCACAAUGUUUUUGGGGCUCUCUUCAGAUAGCUCCCUAAGAGUUUGACGAACGGGUCCGUGCACGCGAUUCCAGAUAUCUUUACCUCUGAAUAAACUGCCUUUAUUAUACCAUAUCCACCCUGUCCAAAGUCUCUACUUGGUCUCAGUUCUCCAGUAAACUUGUGAUUAUCAACAGUACACAACGGUAACAAACAAUUGGGGGAACUCACGGGGCAGAUAGUAAGGUCGCAGUGACACAGAAAGCAGUUCAAUGUCGGGGUACAGAGUCGCUCUCUUACCAGGAUCGCGGUCCGCUCUGACCAGGGUGAAGCCGGCCGGCUCCACUUCUCUGUCCGGGACUCUGUCAUCCAGCCAAGUCUCCCAGCUGUAUUGGAUUCCGCUGCCAGCAGCGUUUUCAUUAUUUAGUCCGUUCGUAGCGGGUAUGUACACGAUCAACAAGAUCAGUCCAAAACCAACCACUGGAAAUCCAUGGUUGGCAGAAUGUUUGUAAACUAAGUCUACAAAUUAAAAACAUAAAAUAACGCCACACUGCAGGUCGCAACAGAGACGCUGCUAGCCGCCAUUUUCUUAGUUACGUUCAUGGUUACGUCACGUAUGACGAAAGCGCGUAAGUGCAAGCCCACAGACACCCAUAGAGAAUGUAUUGAAAGCUUUGAAAUUUGAAAAAAAUAGAUUUUACAUGACAGGCUAUGAGAGACUUCUGGGCGAUUUUCAACCUGACUGAAAUCGCCCCAAAAACGGGCGGGGCCAUUUGAAGCACGACUUUAGCCUGAUUUGACAUUUAGUGGCAGUCAGAUCAGAUUACAACACUGAUAACUACUGUUGCCGUGAUAUAAUUGAUUAGAAAAAAAUCCCUUCCUUUUCCCGUUUGGCAGUGCGUCGCCCAUAUCGCCCUAUUGAACAGGCCGUCCCUGGCCGAGUUACAGUUUUGACUUAAAUCUACUUGAAAAUCUAUGGCAAGACCUGAAAAUGGUAGUCUAGCAAUGAUCAGCAGCCAAUUUGACAGAGCUUGAAGCAUUUUGAAAAGAACAAUGGGCACUAGUUGCACAAUCCAGGUUUGGAAAGCUCUUAGAGACUUACACAGAAAGACUCACAACUGUAAUCGCUGCCAAAGGUGCUUCUACAAAGUAUGGACUCUAGGGUGUGAAAACUUAUGUUAAUGAGAUAUUUCUGUAUUUCAUGUUCAAUAAACAUUUCUAAAAACAUAUUUUCACUUUGUCAUUUUGGGGUAUUGUGUGUAGAUUUGAUUUGAUUUGAGAUGGUAAGAAAAAGAAAUAUUUAAUUCAUUUUGAAUUCAGGCUGUAAUACAAAAUGUGGAAUAAGUCAAUAUUAUGGACAAUGUGUUUUUCACAAUGUGUUUUUCACAAAUAUUUGGUAAGUAAUGUUAAAUGUCUUUACAAGCAUAAAUUUGAUGCAUACCAGCCCAUCUGAAUAAUUGAUCUCCUUUCCUCAGAUAACAUGGAGCAUGCUGGGUCCCAACACCAAAGAGGUCUUACCACCCGUAAACACAGACAUUGGUGAACCCGUGAACGGAUCGUUCCAUUUCAGAGAUGGGGAGGGGGGAUUACGCAUCAUCGAUCUGAGUAUUCUCCCCCAUGGGGAGGUGGAGGAGGCGGAGACCUUUGUAGUCAUGCUUGAGCUCCUCUCAGGAGACGUGGACAUUGACCCCCGAGCGGGCUCUGUCACGCUCAAGGUAUGUCACCAACGAGUGACAUCUCAAUUUUAAUAUGAACCCCAGUUGUAUUGAAACCAUUAUUGUAUCAUAUUGAAAUGACUUCACAGUCUCUUAUUGAUAUUUAAGAGUCUCUGAGUCAUGGUGAUGGCGUGUCUUUGUCUCUGGGUUUGUGUGUCUGAAUCUAUAUGUGUGUGUGUGUGUGUGUGUGUGUGUGUGUGUGUGUGUGUGUGUGUGUGUGUGUGUCUAUAUUCUACGUGUGUAUCUGUCUCAGAUUGAGAAGUUUGGUGACCCUAAUGGCAUAGUUCAGUUCACGGAGGAGGACCUCAGAGAGCGUGUGUACAGUGAGCCCACAGACAGCGAGGGGCCGCUCAACAUCUCCCUCCUCAUCAUGCGCAGAGAGGGCGUCAUGGGCAACAUCACGGUAAGACCACCUCGGGGAUGACAUCGUACAGUUACAGCCAGCAAUAGACUUUAUAGGCAACGCUCAGGCUUUGAGUGUGUCCCUUUGUUUCAUAUGUGCUGGGAGAAUGUAAUGACAGUGCAUGAAGUUUAUAAUAGACAUGCACUGUCAUUAUUGUACAGCCAAUUCCCAGGUAUGUCAUAGAUGUGUGUGUGUCUCUCAGGUGCACUGGCAGAUCCUGAGUGACUCUGACACAUCGGGGGAUUUCUCAGCCCUCAGCGGCUCCAUGGUCAUCCUGGAGGGUCAGAGGGGGGCAGAGGUGGUCCUCGCCCUGCUGCCCGACGCCGUGCCCGAGCUGGAGGAGCUCUACACGCUCAGGCUGAGUGCCGUAGAGGGCGGCGCCACCCUGGACGCCAACCGCAGUAGCACCCAACUCAGAGUGCGGGCCAACGAUGAGCCCCACGGCUUGUUUGGGCUGGAGGCGGAGCAGCAGGCGGUGGUUGUGGCAGGGAUGGGGGCUGGGCUGAGGAGACUCCUGACCCUGAACGUGACGCGCCAGGCUGGAGCCUUCGGCAACGCCAGUGUGGGCUACCGGAUCAGUACUGGGCCUGGGCUGGAUGGACAGGAGCUGCUGGGAGAGGCGGCUGUGGGGAGAGCCCUGGUCAAGGAUGGGGAGGACUCAGCCUCUGUUUCUGUAACAAUUAAUAGUGAGGUAAGGGACCAUUGGGGUCAGAGAUAGUAUACUCAAGACCAGGGUCUCCAAUUUAUUUAUAUGAUUUAUAACCGUCAAUGGGGGAUCAUGCAUUGAAUUCAUACAUUUCCUGGCAAUGCAUGUAGAAAACUUUGAAUCUAUAUAGUUUUCCUGUUUUUGCAUAAUUUGUAAUGAUGAACAUCACAAAUGACCUAAUAAGAUCAUUUUAUCAUAACAAAGCUAUCUCCAGUAUAUCAGGGUACCCUUUUGGCUACAGUGCCCUGUCGCUGACCCUGCCUCUGUAGUCAUGCUUACCAGGCUGAAUAGCUCUCUCUGUCUCUGUCUCUCUGUCUUCUAGGUGUUUCUCUCAGUAGGUGUAAACUUCACUGUGGAGCUAACAGACGUGAGCCUUCUGGGACCUCUCCUCAGCUCCCCACCCCGCCUCCUACUGGAGGCCAAGGUCGCCAUGGUGACCGUCCCAGAGGAAGCAGCCAGCGCUGAGGUAUCAGUCAAUAACUUUAUGGAGUAGGGUGAAGUUGCACCUAGACGCUGAUCUUGGGUCAGUUUUGCAUUUGACUCACUAAUGUUUAAGGAUAGGAUUUGGGGAUCUCAGAUCAGGGGAAACUUCACCCCGGAGCUAACUUUAUUGUCCCAAUGGGGAAGCAAGGUAUGUACUGUAUGCCUUAGUUCGACCCCUGUUUAAACCUAGCUCCUGUCUCACGUUACAUUGACCCAAGAUGAGGAGGAUGCUCUGUAUCUAACUGAAUUACUGGUCUGUGGUUGGUAGCCCCUCCCUGUGAACACCCAACCUCUUUCUGUCAGGACUUAUGACAGACUCAUGUAACAUGCACUUCUUCUCAGUCAAUUGACCAGCUUGGUGGUGACCAUGAAAUAGGCUUAGUCUAUUGACCUAGCUUGCUACCACUACUACCUCUUCUACUACCAGACAGUAUUAUCCAAGCAUUACAGCGGUACACAGGGCUGCGGACAAUCUUAAUGCCAACUUUGUUUCAAAGUUUCAUCACGUCAUUGUAGAGAGUCACCGUUACAAUGGAAAAGGUCUCAACCAUUCGUCUAGUUUUUUUCAGUCUGAUUGACCCAUCUUUAGUCAGCUGUUCUAUAACACAUCAUUGUAAAACUGGCUAGUUUUGCUUUGUUUUCGUCUCAAUAUGACGUCUAUUAGAUCUGUACCGGGCUUUAAUGUAGCAGUUAUGAAAUGUCACAUCAUCCCCUAUUCCUUCUCCUCUGUAUGGCGUGUGUGUGUGUGUGUGUGUGUAGGUGGGCUUUGUCUCGUUGGCGCUGCAGGUCUCCAGUGUGGAAACAGGUGUUUGUGAAGCACUGGUGUCCAGGACGGGGCUGUUUGGGGGGGUAAGGGUGGAGUGGAGCGCAGGGUACCCCCCUGGACAGGCUCCAGUUGGGUUCAAGCCUGGAGUUAUCACCCCCAGCUCAGGUAAGGACCUCAGAGGGAAACUCACCACUGUGAGCUUGAGAAGUGGUUUGGUGAAAUGUUUAUCUGUCUAUCUGAAAUGUAGAAGUCUCCGUAUUUGUUCAUUUAUUCUCUCUCUAAACACAGGAGGGAAUGUGAACAGGCUGAUAAGUGUUCAUUUUCUCUCUGUAUACCCACCAGACAUAUUCCACCUCCUCCAGUCUCAUUUACCUCUCUUUUUUCCAAACACCACCACCAACAAACGCCCUACAAAAUGACCAAACCGAUAGUAUUGAUGUUGGGUGUCUGAGGGUGUUGUCUGAGGAUGUAUGUCCUCCUCCUCAGGCUCGGUGACCCUGGCCCAUGGAGAGAGGAGCAAGGCUAUGUCUCUCCAGGCGCUCCAUGAUGUGUCUGAGCCAGCAUCCUACGCCCUCCACCUCACUGCAGCCGGCUCCAGCUCACCUGCUCCUGGAGUAGCCAGACUCAGGUACAGUAACUAGCCUCACCUGCCAGGCUUAUAACGCUCCUAUAUACUGUAGACACAAGGCUUGGAACGAGACAGCCUUCUGACUGAAGAUUGCAUUCUGUAUGUAAUAGUACUGCUAUAAUAAUAUAACAGCUAUGGUGUGAUGCUAAUCUCUGUUUCCCUCUCCAGGUCAGGGUUCACGGUGGCAGAGGUCGAGCCUCUGGGGGUGUACCAGUUCGCCCCAGACUCCCGCCAGCUGGUCAUCGAGGAGGACGUGCAGACCAUCACCCUCUAUGUCCAGCGGCUCUACGGUUUCCGUAGCAACCGUACCCGCCUGUCCUAUGAGACGGCGUCGGGCAGUGCUCUGGCGGGACAGGACUUCACUGCUGUGCAGGACGGAGAGCUGUUCUUCGACUUGCCUCACCAGACCUCCGCAUCGCUCCGUCUGUCUGUACUGGACGACGUGCUCUCGGAGCCCGAUGAGAUCUUUUAUGUCAACCUGACAGACGUCCAGGUACUGAGCCGUGGUGGUGACUCCCGGCCCCGUCUCACCCCCCAACACAGCGUUGCCACUGUCACCAUCCUGGCCAGUGAUGUCACCGGGGGGGUGCUGAGCAUCGGGCCGGGGCUGGUUCAGACAGCAGAGGACAGGGAGGAGGGGAGCCAGCAGGACAGGAAGGUGCUCCUCAAGGUGCACAGGUCUGACAGCCUGGCUGGGCCAGUGAGGGUCAGGGUCCAGGCUUAUGGGGGCGGGAGUGUCAGAGGUGCCCCUCUCCCCUUUGCUCUGGAACCCAACAGGACCCUGGCCCUGGAGGGGCAGGACUUCAGGCUGGAGUCCGCCCUGGUGUCACUGCAGGAGGGGCAAAGUGAGGCUGAGGUUAGCCUACUCAUCCUGGACGACUCUGAGCCCGAGGGACAGGAAGUGUUCUUCAUCUACCUCAGUGACCCGGAGGGAGGGGCACAGAUCACAGAUGGACCCGACAAGCAGGGAUUCAGCUCCUUUGCCAAAAUUAUCAUCCUAGGUAAAACACUGAAACACCCAUAUCUGCCUCAGGCUCCCCUGUCACAUACUCCUUAGUCUAUCCACUGGUCAGUCAAUUCAAGGUAAUGUCAUGCUCUACUUUGUCUAAUACAAUUUAAUCUCUAUAGGUCAUUGUUUCAAAUACAAUCCCUAAAUUUGGUCCCUGGGCACAGACAUCUGACAUCAUUCCAGUGAUGUGAAAUCUGUUCCACUGUUCAGUAGAAUAUAAUUGAUGAUAAUCAAAGGGACGGUGACAAGAGAAUUGGAAGCUUGAUGCACUGCAUUUGUUGAAUGCUAUCCUCAAUGUACACUACCGGUCAAAAGUUUUAGAACACCUACUCAUUCAAGGGUUUUUCUUUAUUUUGACUAUUUUCUACAUUGUAGAAUAAUAGUGAAGACAUCAAAACUAUGAAAUAACACAUAUGUAAUCAUGUAGUAACCAAAAAAGUGUUAAACAAAUCAAAAUAUAUUUUACAUUUGAGAUUCUUCAAAUAGCCACCCUUUGCCUUGAUGACAGCUUUACACACUCUUGGCAUUCUCUCAACCAGCUUCACCUGGAAUGCUUUUCCAACAGUCUUGAAGUAGUUCCCACAUAUGCUGAGCACUUGUUGGCUGCUUUUCCUUCACUCUGCGGUCCAACUAAUCCCAAACCAUCUCAAUUUGGUUGAGGUCGGGGGAUUGUGGAGGCCAGGUCAUCUGAUGCAGCACUCCAUCAAUGUCCUUCUUGGUAAAAUAGCCCUUACACAGCCUGGAGGUGUGUUGGGUCAUUGUCCUGUUCAAAAACAAAUGAUAGUCCCACUAAGUGCAAACCAGAUGGGAUGGCGUAUCGCUGCAGAAUGCUGUGGUAGCCAUGCUGGUUAAGUGUGCCUUGAAUUCUAAAUAAAUCACAGACAGUGUCACCAGCAAAGCACCCCCACACCAUAACACCUCCUCCUCCAUGCUUUAAGGUGGGAAAUACACAUACGGAGAUCAUCCAUUCACCCACACCGCGUCUCACAAAGACAUGGCUGCUGGAACCAAAAAUCUCCAAUUUGGACUCCAGUCCAAAGGACACAUUUCCACUGGUCUAAUGUUCAUUGCUCGUGUUUCUUGGCCCAAGCAAGUCUAGUAGUGUUUUCUUCACAGCAAUUCGACUAUGAAGGCCUGAUUCACACAGUCUCCUCUGAAUAGUUGAUGUUGAGAUGUGUCUGUUACUUGAACUCUGUGAAGCAUUUAUUUGGGCUGCAAUUUCUGAGGCUGGUAAUUCUAAUGAACUUAUCCUCUGCAGCAGAGGUAACUUUGGGUCUUCCAUUCCUGUGGCAGUCCUCAUGAGAGCCAGUUUCAUCAUAGCGCUUGAUGGUUUUUGUGACUUCACUUGAAGAAACGUUCAAAGUUCUUGAAAUGUUCCGUAUUGACUGACCUUCAUGUCUUAAAGUAAUGAUGGACUGUCAUUUCUGUUUGCUUAUUUGAGCUGUUCUUGCCACAAUAUGGACUUGGUCUUUUACCAAAUAUGGCUAUCUUAUGUAUACCCAAUGUACCUUGUCACAACACAACUGAUUGGCUCAAACGCAUUAAGAAGGAAAGAAAUUCCACAAAUUAACUUUUAAAAAGGCACACCUGUUAAUUAAAAUGCAUUCCAGGUGACUACAUCAUGAAGCUGGUUGAGAGAAUGCCAAGAGUGUGCAAAGCUGUCAUCAAGGCAAAGGGUGGCUAUUUGAAGAAUAUCAAAUAUCAAAUAUAUUUUGAUUUUUUUAACAAUUUUUCUGGUUACUACAUGAUUCCAUAUGUGUUAUUUCAUAGUUUUGAUGUCUUCACUAUCAUUCUACAAUGUAGAAAAUAGUAAAAAAAUAAAGAAAAACCCUUGAAUGAGUAGGUGUUCUAAAACCUUUGACCAGUAGUAUACAUACAGUGAACAGUAUAAGGAAAUAGUAAUAUAACUCUCUUUCUCUCUCCUUCCAUCCCCCCUCCCCCUCUCCCUCUCUCUCAGGGAGUGAUUUCCAUAAUGGGAUAGUGGGUUUCAGUGUGAGUUCUCUGCUGGGUCAGGUUCUGGAUGAGGACUCAGAAAUGAACAGAACGGCCCUACUCUACCUACAGAGACAACAGAACCGGUAUGUUUCUCCGUUUUUAUCCUCCAUAACAUUAAUCUGCCCAUAUGACUGUCAGCAAACCAAAGAGUAGCAACAGUAACAGUAGUGGUAAAAUCAUGAUCAUAAGUAGUGAUACAAGCAAAAUACAAUGAUCACCUCCAGCCACUUGGGGCACUGUGUGUUUGAUGUGAGACCCAUCUGCCUCCGAAAAAUUAAGUGUGGGACACACAUAAAAAAAAAUAAAAAAAAAUCCGAAAUUCAUAUUCUUUUGGUGGGGGAUGUUUUUAUUGCUUUUCUGCCUCCCCCGUGCAGGGCCUUUGAGGAUGUUGAGGUGAUGUGGCGGGCCACGUUCAACAGGGCAGAGCUGUCCCUGGUCAACAACGGAGUCAACCUGACCCGGGAGCUGCUGCAGACCUCCGGCACCGUGCUGUGCAGGAGAGGACAGGUCCUCUGUGUCCUCAGCAUGGAGGUCCGACAAGACCAGGUGAGUCCCAGGUCAUACUAGAGGUUAGAGGUCAGGGGGGACCAGAACAGAUGAGUCUCACAAUACUCUAAAACUCUCUAAAACUGACAGCAACUCCUCUCCAUUUGGACCACUGACUUGAAGGAGCAAGCAGGAUAUCCUUAUAAAGUAGCUCAGCCUAUACAUCCCUUGUAUUUCACACUGUAGCUUUCUGCUGUGGUGUCAGAGGAUGUACAGUAUGUUAAUAUGGAGGGUUGAAGAGAGAGUGGGCUGAUAGUGGCAUCGACAUCAAUGUAAGCUCACAGGAGGAGGGCAGGAAGCACCUGUGGUGUGAUCACACCCUCGGUCCUCUCCUCUCUUCUCAUCUCAUCUCCUCCUUCCUCUCCUUUCCCUGGUGGUCCUACCAGGCAGCUCACCCAGCCUCUGCCCACGUCCUGUCCUGCUGUGUGUCUGGGCUAUUUUAGGGCAGACCUCCACACGCCUCUUCCUAUCGAGCGCUGGCUGUCUGCUGUGCUUCCUAAUCCCGUACCCCCUCUUACCCUCCCCCCAAAAUGCUGGUAUAUGACACAGACUUCAGAUCUGGGAAUGAGAGAAAUUAGUCCCUGACUCACUGUUGGAGGCUGCAGGACUGGUCCACCAGUAUGUGUCAUGGGGUUCAAUUCUCUAAUUCAUUUUUAUAAAUAUUGCUUGUACUGUACUGUAAUCUUAUGGCUGGGGGAGCACAUAAUCAUAAUAAUUCUAAUAAUUAACAUAAUAAUGUUAAUGUUCCUUCUUUCUAUUUUUCAUCCUUUUCCCCUCUUAUGUAUUUCAAUCAGAUAGCCUUUCCUAAACUCCCUAUGUCUGUGUGUUGCCAUAGGAACCUGAGUACCAGGCCUGGUUCCUGGUAGAGAUCUACCAGGUGGGUGUUGGCGCCGCUAUCAAUGAGAGUGCCCGCUUUGCCAAUGUCACCCUGCUGGAGAGCGAUGACCCGCGGGGGCUGGUCUACUUUGCGGUGGGGUCCAGACUGCCCGUAGCACUCCUCAAAACCACCCGCCUCAGUCUGCAGGUGUACAGAGAAGCCAGCACAGCCUCCACCAUCACCGUACGCUACCGCAUGCUGGUGAGAAACAUACACGUAUACACAGCGUAUACACACAUACUACCAACCACUCACACACAUGCACACGCAGAAGAAACAUUUUCACAGUGCACACACGAACACACACACACACACACACACACAUGGAAAACUCACACAAAUAUUUUUUGGUAAUAAUACUUUUCACAUUUCCAUACAUUCACAUAAAAUAAUACUUUUUAUAUUGCCAUAUAUUUACAUGAAAGAAUACUUUUCACAUUGCCGUAUACUCCCACACUACCACACAUCCUCUCACAUUGUCUCCCUUUGUAACCUCUCACAUCCUUCUGGAUGAAAAUUGCAUUUUAAAAGUAGGCCAAGUCCCAUCUUAUAGUUGUUGUUUGUCUAACUCACCAAAUCAGAUUUCCAUUCCUCACCCUGACCUAAUUAAGCUGACCUAAUUUAGUGAUCUUCAAGGUCUAACGGUGUGUUUGUCAUGGAUAGUAAAGUCAAAGAGACACCAACACCCAACAGGGAUGGGAGAAUGUUCCAUGUCUUCUUUCUGGGCCCCAGCCCCAGCCCCAGCCCCCCAGCCCCCACAGACCAUGUUAAUACCCUGAUCAAUGUUAGGUGUUGACAGGCUGUUCUGGCUCAGGUCAAUGCAGGUGGAGGUGAACUGGUCACGUUCCAGAAAAUGGAUGAGGACCUAGCGACGACCCGCUCCCCUCAAAUGGUUUCUAUCGAUGCCUAUGGAGUUCAAAGAGGGCACUGUGUCCUCCUGUACCCCCCCCCCCACCCCCCCACCCACUCUCUUUCAACCUUUAUUUUUCUCCAUUUAUCCCCCCCCCCUCUUCUUUCCCUUGGUCUCCUCUUCCCUCUCCUCCCCUCCUGCCUCUCUCCUAGGGGUGGUGAUGAGCUCUGUGUGUUUGAUCCACUACCUAGCUGGGGGCCGAUAUUCACUUGUAUUCCCAGUCUUUGAUAUUGUAGAUCAAAAGGGAGAUUGUGGAGUGCACUUACAGUGCCUUGCAAAAUUAUUCAUCCCCAUUGGUGUUUUUCCUAUUUUGUUGCAUUACAACAUGUAAUUUAAAUUUAUUUUUAUUUGGAUUACAUGUAAUGGACAUACACAAAAUAGUCCAAAUUGGUGAAGUGAAAUGAAAAAAUUAACUUGUUUAAAAAAAUUCUAAAAAAUUAAUAACGGAAAAAUGGUGCGUGCAUAUGUAUUCACCCCCUUUGCUAUGAAGCCCCUAAAUAAGAUCUGGUGCAACCAAUUACCUUCAGAAGUCACAUAAUUAGUUAAAUAAAGUCCACCUGUGUGCAAUCCAAGUGUCACAUGAUCUGUCACAUGAUCUCAGUAUAUAUACAGUGGGGAAAAAAAGUAUUUAGUCAGCCACCAAUUGUGCAAGUUCUCCCACUUAAAAAGAUGAGAGAGGCCUGUAAUUUUCAUCAUAGGUACACGUCAACUAUGACAGACAAAAUGAGAAAAAGAAAUCCAGAAAAUCACAUUGUAUGAUUUUUUAUGAAUGUAUUUGCAAAUUAUGGUGGAAAAUAAGUAUUUGGUCAAUAACAAAAGUUUCUCAAUACUUUGUUAUAUACCUUUUGUUGGCAAUGACACAGGUCAAACGUUUUCUGUAAGUCUUCACAAGGUUUUCACACACUGUUGCUGGUAUUUUGGCCCAUUCCUCCAUGGAGAUCUCCUCUAGAGCAGUGAUGUUUUGGGGCUGUCGCUGGGCAACACGGACUUUCAACUCCCUCCAAAGAUUUUCUAUGGGGUUGAGAUCUGGAGACUGGCUAGGCCACAUCCAAAUGUACUCUAGCAAACUUCAGACGGGCCUGGACAUGUACUGGCUUAAGCAGGGGGACACGUCUGGCACUGCAGGAUUUGAGUCCCUGGCGGCAUAGUGUGUUACUGAUGGUAGGCUUUGUUACUUUGGUCCCAGCUCUCUGCAGGUCAUUCACUAGGUCCCCCCGUGUGGUUCUGGGAUUUUUGCUCACCGUUCUUGUGAUCAUUUUGACCCCACGUUGUGAGAUCUUGCGUGGAGCCCCAGAUUGAGGGAGAUUAUCAGUGGUCUUGUAUGUCUUCCAUUUCCUAAUAAUUGCUCCCACAGUUGAUUUCUUCAAACCAAGCUGCUUACCUAUUGCAGAUUCAGUCUUCCCAGCCUGGUGCAGGUCUACAAUUUUGUUUCUGGUGUCCUUUGACAGCUCUUUGGUCUUGGCCAUAGUGGAGUUUGGAGUGUGACUGUUUGAGGUUGUGGACAGGUGUCUUUUAUACUGAUAACAAGUUCAAACAGGUGCCAUUAAUACAGGUAACGAGUGGAGGACAGAGGAGCCUCUUCAAGAAGAAGUUACAGGUCUGUGAGAGCCAGAAAUCUUGCUUGUUUGUAGGUGACCAAAUACUUAUUUUCCACCACCAUUUGCAAAUAAAUUCAUUAAAAAUCCUACAAUGUGAUUUUCUGGAUUUUCUUUCCUCAUUUUGUCUGUCAUAGUUGACGUGUACCUAUGAUGAAAAUUACAGGCCUCUCUCAUCUUUUUAAGUGGGAGAACUUGCACAAUUGGUGGCUGACUAAAUAAUUUUUUCCCCCACUGUACACCUGUUCAGAAAGGCCCCAGAGUCUGCAACACCACUAAGCAAGGGGCACCACCAAGCAAGCGGCACCAUGAAGACCAAGGUGCUCUCCAAACAGGUCAGGGACAAAGUUGUGGAGAAGUACACCAUUAAAUCCAUUAAUAGAAUAGAAUAUGGCACCACAACAAACCUGCCAAGAGAGGGCCGCCCACCAAAACUCACGGACCAGGCAAGGAGGGCAUUAAUCAGAGAGGCAAACCUGAAGGAGCUGCAAAGCUCCACAGCGGAGAUUGGAGUAUCUGUCCAUAGGAUCACUUUAAGCCGUACACUCCACAGAGCUGGGCUUUACGGAAGAGUGGCCAGAAAAAGGCCAUUGCUUAAUGAAAAAAAUAAGCAAACACGUUUGGUGUUCGCCAAAAGGCAUGUGGGAGACUCAAGGAAAACGCUAUGUCUGGUGCAAACCCAACACCUCUCAUCACCCCGAGAACACCAUCCCCACAGUGAAGCAUGGUGGUGGCAGCAUCAUGCUGUGAGGAUGUUUUUCAUCGGCAGGGACUGGGAAACUGGUCAUAAUUUAAGGAAUGAUGCUAAAUACAGGGAAAUCUGUUUCAGUCUUCCAGAGAUUUGAGACUGGGAUGGAGGUUCACCUUCCAGUAGGACAAUGACCCUAAGCAACACUAGAGUGGUUAAAGGGGAAACAUUUAAAUGUUUUGGAAUGGCCUAGUUGAAGCCCAGACCUCAAUCCAAUUGAGAAUCUGUGAUAUGACUUAAAGAUUGCUGUACAGCAGCAGAACCCAUCCAACUUACAUUUUAGACAUUUAGCAGACGCUCUUAUCCAGAGUGACUUACAGUUAGUGAGUGCAUACAUUAUUUUUUUAUACUGUCCCCCCGUGGGAAUCGAACCGAAUCGAAUGCUCUACCAACUGAGCUACAUCCCUGCCGGCCAUUCCCUCCCCUACCCUGGACCAAUUGUGCACCGCCCCAUGGGUCUCCCAGUCACAGCUGGCUAUGACAGAGCCUGGAUUCGAACCAGGAUCUCUAAUGGCACAGCUAGCACUGCAAUGCAGUGCCUUAGACCACUGCGCCACUCGGGAGGUUGAAGGAGCUGGAGCAGUUUUGCCUUGAAGAAUGGGCAAAAAUCCCAGUGGCUAGAUGUGCCAAGUUUAUAGAGACAUACCCCAAGAGACUUGCAGCUGUAAUUGCUGCAAAAGGUGGCUCUGCAAAGUAUUGACUUUGGGCGGGAGGGGGUGAAUAGUUAUGCACGCUCAAGUUCUGUUUUUUUGUCUUAUUUCUUGUUUGUUUCACAAUAAAAUAUAUUUUGUUGUGUAAAUCAAAUUAUACAAACCCCCCAAAAAUCAAUUUUGAUUCCAGGUUGUAAGGCAACAAAAUAGGAAAAAUGCCAAGGGGAGUGAAUACUUUCGCAAGCCACUGUACUAGCACUCUACCUCCCUGUUACAUAUGACAAGGUUAUCUAAUUUCAUCUUUCAGACAGAAAUGAUGUUCUGAAAACAUCAGUUGGAUACAUAUUUAGGUCACAGAGUCCAUCCAAAUUCAUCUGUUCAUCAAUCCAUCCCUUUUUCUUCUUCUAUUUCUCCACAGGUCUUCAAAUUCCUCUUCUCCUCUUAUAUUUGUAUAUGCAUGAAGCUCUGUUGCAACACCUACUGUAUAUCCCCAUCCAUCCAUCCAUCCAUCCAUCUCUUUCUCGCUCUCUUUCUCUCUCACUAUUUUCCUCCUUUCCCACUUCCCUCAAUCUCUCCAUCCUACUAUGACCUCACACUCCUUUCUCGUUGUCGACCAAUAGGAACUCCCACGGGCUGAGGCAGUAGGCCCUACCCUGGUCUGGCCCGCCGUGGCCGGUAUGGACUUCCUAAAAGAAGAGGGCCAGCUGACCUUUGACCAGGGCCAGAGGAGCACAGGACUGGACAUCACCCUCACCCCAGACCAGGCCUCGUCCAACCCCCCGCCCAAGCGCUUCCGCGUGGAGCUGUAUGCGGCCAGCGGAGGGGCCAGGGUGCACCCUGAGUAUGGGCUGGCCAACGUGACCCUGGUAUCGGACACGGAGGCCCAGCUGGUGUGGGCCCUGUUGGACCAGCUCCAGCAGCCUCUGGACAGCACCACACUGGAUAGGGUGCUACAGGCCCUGCUCAACAAGGCCACAGCCCAGCUCACACCAGAACAACUGACCGCCGUGCUGGUCGCACUGGGGAAGGUGAGAGAGAAGGAGGGAGAGCGAGGGAGAGGGAAAAAACAAAGGCUAGACAGAGAACAGAGGGAGACUUUUUUCAAACUUGCUUUGUUCGUUAUUAAAAGUGAUCUGUUUGUGUGGGUUUUUGUUUUUGUGUGUGCCUAGUGUGUGUUGCAUUUGAGUUUGUCUGCUUUUGCCAAAGGGCAACCUUUUCCCGUACAAAAUAAUGACAGAUCUGAAGAAGACUUUCCUUUUGAAAAGGUCUCUGUUGUCACUGACUGUCUGACUCUAGCACCGCCUUUCUGUUACACUGACAUUUCAUCUGAACCAAUCAGCCUCUAGCCAAGUCAAGCCUGCUCUGUAAUGUGAGAGAGCAGAGUGGGGGCUGAGGGCACGGGGAAUAACUGUCACCCCCACACUAGAAAUGAACCAAAUCACUCUUAGAAAAAAAGGUUCCGAAAGGGUUCUUCAGUUGUCCCUAUAGGACAACCCUUUUUGGUUCUAGGUAGAACCCUUUUUACUUCGAGGUAGAACCCUUUUGGGUUCCAUGUAGAACCCUGUGUGGAAAGGGUUCUACAUAGAACCCAAAAGGGUUCUACCUGGAACCAAAAAGGGUUCUUCAAAGGGUUAUCGUAUGGGGACAGCCGAAGAACCCUUUAGGUUAUAGAUAGCACCUUUUUUUCCAAGAGUGCAUGAUUCUGAGAGGAAGAUAGGAGGGGUGGUUCAAAGAGACAUGACACAGAAGAGCUUUAACACAUAGACUCAAGCAGUGAGAGGCAAAUGCAGAAAAAGCAAACCUAAAUUGUCAGUGAAUAUGUUUGCAUUGUACUGUAUGUAUGGUUGCAGGGCAUCACCGAAUGCCACUUGUCACUCAUAACCCACAGGUACUGUAGAUGUGUGUGUGUGUGUGUGUGUAGAUUUAAUAGAGGGCUCUUAGGUUACUGGCUAUAUGUAUCUUAGUCAUAAACACCUCCAAUUCUGCAUACAUACACACAAAUACACACAAACACAAAGACUGACACUCUCUCUCUCUCUCUCUCUCGCUCUCUCUCUCUCUCUCUCUCUCUCUCUCUCUCUCUCUCUCUCUCUCUCUCUCUCUCUCUCUCUCUCUCUCUCUCUCUCUCUCUCUCUACUCGCCCAGGUGCUUAAGGAGGCAGAGCGGACCCCUCUUGCUGACAGCAGCCGGGGUUUGACCUAUGACCUCCUGUGUGCCAUGGCCAACCCCAGCCGUGUCGACACGCAGGGCCUGAGCCAGCUAGCAGAAGUGGCUGAGCGCUUCGCCUUCUCCCUCCUCACAAACACCCAGUGUGGAGCACAGGGUCAAAGGUCAGUCCUGCCCAUGGGGGAUUGUGGGUAACUCAAGCGGAGCAUCGCUGUCUAUUAUUUCUGCCAAUUUCAACACUAUUGUCUAUGGUCGACUAUGGUCUUGUGUAGUAGAUAUUUUAUUUUAGGGGCAAAAUAUAUAAUGUAUCACCCUUUCCCACUGUUAAAAAUACUAUAUGAGUAGAAUAAGAGUGUGAUUUGUUGGUAUUUUCAAAGGGGGAGGACCAUACUGGACACUUGCGCCUACAUAUCCAUCUCUGCCUACCACUGGUACCCUACCCAGAUCAACGGGCACAUGUUCAUGGGCAAGAACUCAGACACAUUCCAGUUGCCAGAGACCCUUCUUGAGGUGCCAGCCCUGCCCGCGGGCACCCUCUCCCCCUCAGCCUGCCGCCGUGUGCAGCUCACAGAGUACAGCACGGAGCACUGGUUCCUCACCAGCGACAAAACCACAGCCCUCAACGGCAAGGCAAGCAGACCCACACACACUCAAACACUGUUAUCCAGAGCAACUUACAGUGGCAAUUAGGGUUAAGUGCUUUGCUCAAGGGCACAUCGACAAACUUUUCACCUAGUGGGCUCUAGGAUUCGAACCAGUGACCUUUUGGCUUAACCGCUAGGCUACCUGCCGCCCACCACAAUUUUUACUCAUUCAGUCCAUUUAUCUGGACAAAUAAAGGCAAAUAAAUAAUUAGUUACAGGAGAAUAAUAUGGUAUUACAGGUGAGGAUGUUUAUGUCUAAAUGUAACUUUUGUGCUGGUCAUAAACAGCAGGGGGCAAUGUUGUCCACUGAGGCUCUGUCCUUGGUUUCUGCCAGUAGGUCUUUACAGCUAUAACCAAAUAGAAGUUGCCCAUAGUGGCCAUAGACACAUAUCUAGGAUCAGUUUACCUUCCCCCAAUCCUUAGUAUUGAACAAUUAUGGGAAAAUCACAAAACUGACCUUAAAUCAGCAUUUAGGGGUACACUGUACUGUAAUGGUGUUUCUCUUGUUGUGUAGGUUUUCUCUGCCAGCCUGCAGGGCCGAGGGUCACGGCCCCUGAAUAAGAGUGACGAGGUGGUGUACCGUAUUCACACCCCUGGGUCAAGGGUCAAACCUGGCCAGUCCCUGUGCCUUCUGUGGAACCAGGCUGCUGAGAGGUACUGUACUCUGUACCCACCUGAUGCCCUCAACCCCCUCUCCCAUACCCAGUCACUUUCCUCCACACAGUACUAUGUAGCUCUGUAGUGUGUUAAUAUUUGUUAUACUGUAAAUGCAUAUUAUAUAUACCUCACAUGCGACCCGUAAUAAGAUUAUGCAAUUAGGCUAUUAACAUUUUUAUCUGACUCCAUUUAACAUUAUAGUAAAACCAUGUGCAAUCAAGUAUUAUGCGUUUGGCUGACUAAGAUCAAGAAAUGGUCAUGAGAAGCGAAUACAGAACACAAGUAUUAUUUAAUAACUUUGUAAAAUGAAUGGAUUCACAUACAAGGCAUAAAGCUUACAUUACAAGGCAAUACUGACAUUAACAUAGCAUUCACAAUCUAGGCAUACAGACGAACCAUGAACUAAUCAGACCUAGCUUACAGUACCUUACAAGAGAAUAAUUUGAUAAGAGAGAGAAAUACAGUGGGGGAAAAAAGUAUUUAGUCAGCCAACAAUUGUGCAAGUUCUCCCACUUAAAAAGAUGAGAGAGGCCUGUAAUUUUCAUCAUAGGUACACGUCAACUAUGACAGACAAAUUGAGAAAAAAGAUCCAGAAAAUCACAUUGUAGGAUUUUUUAUGAACUUAUUUGCAAAUUAUGGUGGAAAAUAAGUAUUUGGUCAAUAACAAAAGUUUCUCAAUACUUUGUUAUAUACCCCUUGUUGGCAAUGACACAGGUCAAACGUUUUCUGUAAGUCUUCACAAGGUUUUCACACACUGUUGCUGGUAUUUUGGUCCAUUCCUCCAUGCAGAUCUCCUCUAGAGCAGUGAUGUUUUUGGGCUGUCGCUGGGCAACACGGACUUUCAACUCCCUCCAAAGAUUUUCUAUGGGGUUGAGAUCUGGAGACUGGCUAGGCCACUCCAGGACCUUGAAAUGCUUCUUACGAAGCCACUCCUUCGUUGCCCGGGAGGUGUGUUUGGGAUCAUUGUCAUGCUAAAAGACCCAGCCACGUUUCAUCUUCAAUGCCCUUGCUGAUGGAAGGAGGUUUUCACUCAAAAUCUCACGAUACAUGGCCCCAUUCAUUCUUUCCUUUACACGGAUCAGUCGUCCUGGUCCCUUUGCAGAAAAACAGCCCCAAAGCAUGAAGUUUCCACCCCCAUGCUUCACAGUAGGUAUGGUGUUCUUUGGAUGCAACUCAGCAUUCUUUGUCCUCCAAACACGAUGAGUUGAGUUUUUACCAAAAAGUAAUAUUUUGGUUUCAUCUGACCAUAUGACAUUCUCCCAAUCCUCUUCUGGAUCAUCCAAAUGCACUCUAGCAAACUUCAGACGGGCCUGGACAUGUACUGGCUUAAGCAGGGGGACACGUCUGGCAAUGCAGGAUUUGAGUCCCUGGCGGAGUAGUGUGUUACUGAUGGUAGGCUUUGUUACUUUGGUCCCAGCUCUCUGCAGGUCAUUCACUAGGUCCCCCCGUGUGGUUCUGGGAUUUUUGCUCACCGUUCUUGUGAUCAUUUUGACCCCACGGGGUGAGAUCUUGCGUGGAGCCCCAGAUCGAGGGAGAUUAUCAGUGGUCUUGUAUGUCUUCCAUUUCCUAAUAAUUGCUCCCACAGUUGAUUUCUUCAAACCAAGCUGCUUACCUAUUGCAGAUUCAGUCUUCCCAGCCUGGUGCAGGUCUACAAUUUUGUUUCUGGUGUCCUUUGACAGCUCUUGGGUCUUGACCAUAGUGGAGUUUGGAGUGUGACUGUUUGAGGUUGUGGACAGGUGUCUUUUAUACUGAUAACAAGUUCAAACAGGUGCCAUUAAUACAGGUAACGAGUGGAGGACAGAGGAGCCUCUUAAAGAAGAAGUUACAGGUCUGUGAGAGCCAGAAAUCUUGCUUGUUUGUAGGUGACCAAAUACUUUUUUUCCACCAUAAUUUGCAAAUAAAUUCAUUAAAAAUCCUACAAUGUGAUUUUCUGGAUUUCUUUUUCUCAAUUUGUCUGUCAUAGUUGACGUGUACCUAUGAUGAAAAUUACAGGCCUCUCUCAUCUUUUUAAGUGGGAGAACUUGCACAAUUGGUGGCUGACUAAAUACUUUUAUUCCCCACUGUACAUAAUAAGACACAGAACAAAGGCAUUUCAUUCCAUUUAUAACAUUUGAAGGUGUCUUUUUAAGAAAACCAAAACCAACCACCAUUCACCAAUCAAACAAUACCCAGUGAUAGUAACCUGAUCACCCAGGACCAAUCUCCACAGGAUGUCCCUUCAUCAAAAGGCUUGUGUGGGGGGUGAGAUAAGCAUCCAAUGCAAAUAAGUCCUAAGAGGACAAAAGAGAUCCUUGCAUACAGCGUCGUCAGAGUUCUCCUCAGGGGACACGUUUCAGAUACAUACCAAACAUGAAUGCAAUAGCCUCACUAACAACACACAUUUCAAUAGUCAGUCCUCUGGAUACUGUAGAGAGAGAGAGAGAGAGAGAGAGAGAGAUUUGGCACCUCAAAGGGUGGAAGGGCGUACUGGUUCUUAAACCAUUGUCCUUUAUGUCUUCCUUGUGUUCCUGGGCCAUUUGCCAUGCAGACCCAGAGGUGACAGAGAGCACAUACAGCUCUACCACAACAAACAGAGCCUUCAUUUUCACAUAUUAUUCGUUUUUUAUGAAUCCCCCAAAAUUGAUUUUUCUCUUAGUUUCUGUUGCUAUCCUAAACUUGAACCCAUAUAAUGAUGUGGUGUGUGACUGAAAUGACUAUUUUGGACACAACCGCUUUGCUCUGUAGCUGUGAACCUCACACAUAAGGGUCAGCCUCUAGGAGAGAGGUCAGGGGUCAGGCCCUGUCCAGCCAGGACCUCUUUCCGGCCAUGGAUGAAUUGGCCUCCCUCCCUCCCUCCCUCUCUGGGCUGUCCCAGCCUCAUCUGUGAUGUCUGCAAGAGUUCAGUUUGUUCUGCUCAGAGUUCCCGAACAUUCCCGCCCCUCAGAAGUGUGUUUGAAAAUACAUUCCAGAGAAGGCCCGGCGUGGGACUCUUGGCUGAACAACCUGUAACAGGACGCAGAUUUCUCCGGUUUGGUUUGGUCCAUGGAGCAGCUGUCUCAAAGAUCCUUCUCCCAGAUAACCAACCAGACGACAGCGUUGACAACGUCAACCUGAGGGAAGAGAGAGAGAGUGAGAGAGGGGCCUGUUCAAGUUCACCCUUGCCUCGCUGCACUAAUGACAGGUCUAAUAAAGCCCAUCAUAGACUUCACAGUCAUUUAAUGACUAGGACUGUCACAGUCAUUCUUAGAUUAAUUUCUGUGAGUUGUCAAGUAAUCUCAGAAUCCCCUUUGCCUGUCAGUCAGAAAGUAAAUUAACUCAGCUUCAUUUUCAACUGGAACACAUUUGAAUUCUGUCCUCCUUUCUUGUCGUACUUGUCACCCUUUGAAAUGUUCUGAAUCCGUUAACAUAUCUGAGAGUUAGCACAUCGGAGCACUUAAAGAAGCAGAGACACUAGACAGCUGGAUGUUCCAAUCAGAACGUCAUAACUUCAUAUGAACUUCUACUACUAACUGUAUUAUGCCUGUCCUCUCCCUCUCCUCUAGCUGGCUGUCAGAUGGGCAGUUCUGCAGGAUAGUGGAGGACAGUGGGAACUAUGUGGAGUGUGCCUGCUCCCACCUGUCUGUGUACACGGCCCACGCCGAGAUAGCCGCUCUGGCCUCCUACAACGAGGCAUUCUACACCUCAGGCUUCAUCUGCAUCUCAGGUACCGUAUGGAUGAAGAGUCUCUUUAGGUAUACAUCUAGUUUAGUUAUUUCAGUCCCCCCUUUUCUUUAUAUCUCUCUUCCUUUCUCCAUUCUCUCUAUCUAAAUCUUCCAUAUAUCUCUCUCCCCCAUUUCCUAUAUAUCUCUCUCUUGCCUUUCAUAUCUCCAUUCUCUCUCUCUCGCUCUCUCUCUCUCGGCCUCUUCCUGUCCUCCAUUCCCUCCCACCCUGUUUCAUAUGUCUUAUCUUAUAUUGUAAGUAUUUUGAAUCCAUUUUAAAACAUGAUAUGGGUUUUUAUGGUCAAUAUGGAAUGAUACAGAAUAUGGUCUGAUCCUCAGGUUUCGCCUUGGCCAUCGUAUCCCACCUGCUGUGUUCCCGCUUCCCCAUGUUUGCUGCCAAAUUGCUCACCCACAUGAUGAUGGGCUGUCUUGGGACCCAGGUACGAGGACCCCCCCCCAUAUUGUCCCCUCUCUGA
Messenger RNA from Coregonus sp. 'balchen', 84206 nucleotides. NCBI's taxonomy places the organism in Eukaryota, Metazoa, Chordata, Actinopteri, Salmoniformes, Salmonidae. The record is from the annotation of a GenBank genome assembly.